This is a messenger RNA of Pelobates cultripes (western spadefoot toad), 44978 nucleotides long. The record is from the annotation of a GenBank genome assembly. NCBI's taxonomy places the organism in Eukaryota, Metazoa, Chordata, Amphibia, Anura, Pelobatidae.
AUGAGGAAUGCCACUAACUUGCGAUGUUAUUGGAGUUCCCAAUAUGUUAAUAAAGCUGCAGUGACUGUGGAAGUCAAUUUAUUUGAUUCGGUAAAACUUGAAGUAGUGCAUAAUACAAGUGAAUCUGUGUCUUCCGUCUGGAAGCUGAAAAAUAAUAAUUUUCAAUCCCACGUGAAACAUACCACAGAGGAUAGGUGAGUUAUAAACAAAAUAAAAACAUUGAAUGUAUAACCUUUAUAAUUGUAAAAUUCGACAUAUUCGCUGCUACAAGACAUGUAGUCUUCUUUACUAUGUAAAUGGCUGUAUUAAGAGACUAACAUCCUUUGCAGACUGUAACUUGUUUCCUUGUGAAUCCUGUUGAAUAGUUUCCCUCAUGGAUGUUCCAUGCCUGGAUGCAGACCAGAUUACCCAAGGAAGUUAUUUUGAGUAAGCUAGGCACCUCCAGUUCUUAUCCAUCCCUGUUUGGACUCAGAUCAGGAAAAUGUUCCAGGCGGAUUUAAAGGAAAACUCCAUUAAAAAAAAUUAGUUGAUAUGCCCCCAAAGGAACUAGGCAUGUACAUUGUUUCACAAGUUUAAUUUGGGGGAAAGAAAUUUUGUUUUGCAAUAGCUGCAGAUUUGGCCAGCCCUCCCCAUUCUUCCCUAGCACAGCCUUUCUGUAGCUGUCCAUUCACAGACUUCUUAAUGGGCUGGUUAACACGUCAUUGAGAGUUUUUGCAAGGUAGGUGCUCUGUGAAAUUAUCUGCUUAAUGGGUUUAGAGCCAAGGAGGUGUAACAAGGCUCACUUAUACAAUUGCCAAUUUCUGUUGAUAUUAGCACCUUUAUAAAUUGUUUUAAACAUAUUCUUCUAGACAUAUUCUCCUAAAGCAGUGGUAAGUUACCUUCAGAAACUCCAGAUGUUGUGGGCCACAUGUCCUCUGAUGACAGUGAGAGCAUUAUGGGAAAUGUAAUCCACAACAUGUAGAGUGCCGAAUGUUGUCUACCCCUUUUCCAAGGCCCUGUUAGUGCUUAACGUAUUUAAAGUGUUACUCUAAAUUAGUACCUUGGUAUAACAGUCCAUUGGAAUACCAAUUAAAGGACUGACACUCUGAGCACCAGAACCACUGCAGCUUACUGUAAUGGUUCUGUUAUAAAUAUAUUUCCCUGCAGCCUAAGCAACGCAAAGGCAGUUGGCAUGAGGUAUAAGGUAACCUCGAGUGGCUGUCACACAGCCACUAAAGGCCCUUCCUAGUGCGGUCCUGUAGUCUUUGUAGGACCAAUGUUGGACAUCUUCACACUCCGCAUGAAGAUGCUCCACAUGGAGAUGCAUUGCGUCAAUGAAUCUCUAUGAAGAGAUGCUGAUUGGGCAGCAGUGUGAUACAGAACACAGCAUAUUGGGGGCUACCAAAUGUGUGUACAUAUGUGUCUAUUAUGGUGGGUACCUUUAAGGAUGAUGCUACAAUAUCCAGGUAAGUCUUUAUUUCAUGACAAAAGUAAGCUAUUUUUAUUAGCCUCAAGAAAGUGUAUAUUUUACAAUUAGAAAUGAACGUGAUGUGGGAAUAAUAGCAAGUAAUCUUUAGAAAAAAUUACAAACUGAAAGUCUACCUUUUAACCUAUACAUUUGCUUGUAUACCUAUACAUUUCUAUGGCUCAGUAGAGAUGCACUCUGUAUACCUACCCCGAGCUGACCUUGUCGUUCACAUCUGUUGCCAAUAACAGAUCUAUUUUAAACAAUGUAACAGUCAGUGAAACUAACUCGCUAACGGGGUAGGUGGAAGGUGACUUGGUCAGACAUUGAGGCGAUAUUCUCUGAGACAUGAUAUGAGUUGUACAGAUCCUUCAGUGAGUGGAAAUUAUCCAAAUCUUCAUUAAAAGUUAAACCUCAAACCAAGGUGCUGCUGGUAACUGCUCAUCUAAUGUCUUUUAUUGGAUUUUGCAGAUGUGAUUCAUGCUAAGAAUGUGAGGUGAAAUUCACACUUCUAUCAGAUCAGGAAUAAGACAGAGAGUACAAACGUAUAUGAAAUUAACUAUCAGAUGCUAUUUAAAAAUCCCUGUGAAAUUGUAACGUCAGUAAAGUUAAGAGAAUAUAACACAAGCAGAUUUCUGUUCAUGAAUAUGAGAGAUUAUAAGUGAGUGAUUAUGGUAAUAUGGUAAUAAAAAAAACCUUAAAGCAACAAGUGGCCCCAAGAUGAGUCCCGUAAUUUUUCCAAAGUGGCCCCAAGAUGAAUCCCCUAUUUUUCUUAGCUCUACUGAGUUCGGACAAGUUGGGUGACCAAUGACUUCAUUGGAACACUGAUUCAGUAGUUCCAUCGGAAAGGAAAAAUAAUCUCUACGUGCAAAAUCCAAACAUGCAACAAGUACAGUUACACCAAGUAUCUUUACUAUGAUGGGUAUUAAUAAUGCAUUAUUUUUGAUCACACUAUAGUUUUACGUUUCCACCUUCUUUUUAUUACUCUAUUGGAUUUCCAUGUCCUUAUUGUCAACUUCUGUAAACAAUCAGAGGGGUCCAGCAUAGUCCAUAGACUUAUCUAAGGAUAGAAAUUUGCUUGAAUGUUGCUCAUAUCAAACACAGAUGACUCAAUCCAUCAUUAGGGAUAGUAGGAAUUAUCAUUGAGAUAUUUUGCAAUCUUGUAUCCUGGCAAGUACUCUGCUAAACUCCUUGACAUCUUUCUUGAAAUGCAUCUCGGGUCUAACCUAUUUUUCCCAAUCAAGGUUCGGUUGAGCUGAGCCCCAUUCAUAUCCAUGGAAUUUAACUUAAGGAAGUUCAGAUAGUAAGAAGAAUUCUCAGAGCACAUGUCUUCUCCAAGUUAGGGGCUACAAACAAAAAUGUUGGACUUUCUGAAUUUCAUAAAGUUAAAACAAGUGUUUUGAUAUUCAUCCAUUGAUAAAAAAUUUUUAGUUAAAGAUUAAUUCAACAGAAAAUAAUUCAUGUUGAUAUCAUCUAUAUUAUACAGAGGAAUUAGUUCUCUAGAUCUCACGACGGUUACGGAAAAGCACGCUGGAGAAUAUGAACUCUCAAUCAGUAAUGGAAAAAACAACUACUCCAUACAAAUUGCCGUGAAAAUAAAAAGUAAGUAAGUAUCCAAUUUAUAUUAUAUUAUAUAUUAUAUUAAAUUACUGAUAGAUUUGUGCAUAUAUAAUUAAUAAAUAGGAUUUAACAUGCUUGGUUGUGUUAUACAUAAAAAAUUGUAUCAGAUAAUAUUGAAAGUAUAUUCAUUUUUAAAGAUCUAUUAAUUAUUGUAUUUAUUAAAGUUAUGUGAAACAAAUCACGUAGGAUUUUUGUUUUGUUUUUAAAUCAUCAAAGCAUCACAGGAGAUUCUGCAUCCAUGGUCCUUUUUUUUCCAUUUUCAAAAAGACGGUUGUUUAUUUAAUUAAUAUUUAAUUGUAGAGGUCGAAAAACAAACAAACAAUCGUACCAAACAAACAAACUCAGAAUUAUGUAAAUUAUGGGCAAAAUAACCCAUUCAUAAAAAUUAGCCAACUUUUUAUGGUUUCAACUUUAACUAGGUAAAUUUUACUGUUUGGCUUUCAGUUCCCUAAAAUACACUAUUCAUUGUAUAAGCCAUGAUGUUGACUUUAAAUGAAACACUGCAUCAGGUAAGAAUUUAAGGACAGUUUCACCAUCUCCCACUUAGUUUCAUGUUCCUUAAAAUGUACUCAAAUAAAGAUGUUCCUACUAGCCUCUAAUCAGCAGAUACAUUCUAUUGGUUUACUUGAUGAAGUCUUUACUUUUAGGAGUUCAACCCACUUUUCUGUUGACAAUGCUACUUUAUUUCUCUCCCAUUGUGCUUGUGUUGCUAGUGGUAUUUAUGUCUGGGAGUUAUUUUUUUAAUCAAUGGCCUACAGUUUGCUCUAAAAUAAAGAUAUACAGACCGGACCCCUAAGAGGCACCUACUGGACUAUCUUCAAGGGAGAGGAGUCAUGUAUCUAGAAAAGCAUAGCAAUAGCAGUUACUGAAACUACAUUUCCAACAAGCUCUCUCUUCAAGAACUGUAUAUAAAAAUUAUUCUUUAAAGCGGGUCUCUCACGAAUAAUAAACUUGAUCUAAUCUGCUUCUGUAUAGUUGCCCGUGUUUGAAUCUAUUUUUAUUACUUCCCUGAGUGAUCUAGUUUUCAUACUUUUCCUUAUGUAUAGCAGUCAAGUUGCUACAACCUGACAAUGGACUGGGCUUAAUCAAAGUUCUUUUUCAAUUGUCCAUAUUUACCCACAAUCCAUCAGUAAAUUGAUGGGCUAAAAACAGACAUCAUGGGUAGAAAAAAACAAAAUCAACAAAAUGUAUACAAAAUCCUGGUGUGUGAUAAAUUGUAUUACACACUCUAACACCUGUGUGGUUUCCUUUCCUCAUUUAUUUUCCCAGGUAAACCAAGAAAGCCAUAUUUUGAAGAAUAUAGAAAUAAUGUGAGCUGUAUGUCUGAAAGCUAUCCUGCACCUUCGGUUGUUUGGAAAUUCUGCGAAAAACCUGAUGAUAUAAGGUAUUGUGAGAAACAUCACAUUGAUUAAAUAUUACUCAUGACACAUGUUAAGAACGAAACAAUGUCUUUAGCUCUUACCAUUCUCACCAUAUUUGCUGAGCCACCUUCCUGUCUCUCCAGCUGUUUACCAGCACAUAAGGUGUACUUUUGUCUUACAUUGUAGUGAUUCACACGUUGCUUCUUGAUUAUAUCCAUGGUUUUUCAUUUCUAAGUUGUCUUUAGAAUGUAUCAUUAUUUUGUGCAAUACCGUUAUUAUUGUUAUUUAUUAUAGUUGAUAGGACAGAAUGUUUGCAGUGGUAUAAAUAGAUUCUUCCCGCUAUUGUUGCCAAGUUUUUGUCCUGUCCUCUCAGCCUUGGGACAGCUCCCUUCUUACUGACCUUUGUAAAGGCUGCUUACUGGCAGCAGCUGAAUUCAAGGAACAAGUAAUUUCUACACCCCCACCUGAUUUAAUAGGUUGGAUAUGGUGAGCAUUAGCUAAAGAGUUAUACGAAUCUGGUAAAAGGCUAAAUAUGGUCCAUUUCACAAAUCUUCACCUUCAUCUCAAGAUGAUUUAAGAGGAUCAAACGUUAUGCCCUAAGCAACGAGGAAUUGUGCAACCUCUGAAUCCCUAAAUACAAGAUCUGUGGAUUAGCUAAUUGCAUUAAUAAGGAUCUUAUCCAGAUGCCACCCUGUCCAAAGUAUCUGUCGAGAGCUGUGAAAGCAUGGAUUGGACAUUUGAAAGAAGAUAUAGUUAAAGGGAUAAUGCAUGGAAAACGUCUGUAGUUCCUAAAGGAUGUUAGAUGUUAGGUGAGUUUGUUUCAGAAGAAGCAAUGGAUCUACACAGAACAAAGAAUACCCUAGCUUAGACUUUGAAUAACAGACAUAUCUUCUAAAGAAAAUCUCUGUUCACUACUGUUUUGCAUUGCUUGGAAAGUCAAAAAAAGUUGGAUUUACAAAACGGAGGGCUUCCAUCCCCAAUAGGGUCAUUCACUUCUUCCAAGGGGGAAAAACCCCAAACAAAAUUCUACCAGGACAUCUAAAUACCCAAUACAGCAUCAAGCGAAAAAGAGAAAGGGGGGUACAAAUAAAAAUGAAAAAUAAUAAAUCAGUGCUUUAAAUGGAUACUAUAGUCACCAGACCAUGUACAACGUCUUUUAUUUUUUCUGGUGAGUAUAGUCAGUCCCUGCAGGCUUUCAAUUGUUAACACUGCCUUUUCAGAGAAUGUUGUGUUCCUGACCCCAUAAGCUUUAUUUGACAUAAUUUUUAAUGAGGAAAAAAAAACAAUGCAUAUUAAAAUUUUAUGGAGUAAUAAUAUGUUCUAGCCAAAUGUUACUAAACACCCCUAAAACAAAUUGCAACACACAAUGCCUUAUAGGGUUACUUUAAAUAUUUGAAGUGGGGACCUGUUCUGAGUCUCCCUCCAUUUUGAAUAAAACCUGUAAAAGGUAAAAAAGCCAAAUUCCAUGGCCCCUCCGACAUUGCAGGGGCCACGCGCUGUCCAAUCACAGGAUUCUUAUUAAGCGCCAUCCUACACAGAGCGACAGGCAGGAGGGGGGUGCUCUGUGCACCCUCUUCUUCCUGUCACUCUGGGUAAGCACCACCCUGCUUAGUUCCCAAGUGUUCCAGUGAAUUGAAAAUGUAUGUGUUAUGGUAAAUCAAUCCAGUAAAUGUAUCCAAAAGGGAAAUAAUAAUUGGAAAAUUGUUAUCACAGAUGCCAGUCAGAGAGGACGGGGAGCUCAGUACUGUAUAUACUAUGUACAAGCCCAAUGGCCAAGUCACAGCCAGCAACUUCCAACAUUUGAGAAUUUACGAGCAGCCUGUGUCCUGUGUGGGAUGUGGGUGAGAGUUUUUAUAGACAACAAGGUUACACAGCAGAACCCACAACUCGAUCACAAAUGGCUGCUUUCAAGGAGAGUGCUUCUACAGACUGACAGAAGAUGAGAAAUGCCCCAAGCUGAUCUAAUAGCAUAAUAUCAGAACAACCAGGUUCUGGACUACUUUUCCAGAGGGUUAAAUCCAACAGCAAUAAAGAGAGAUGUCUGGAAAAGAAUAUGGAAGUUAAUCCUGGGAUAUGGGUUUUCCCCCAUCCCUCUUAACCCAAGAAUGCUGAGGAAAUAGCAAAACAAAAUCCAUUCAUUACAAUUCUCUCGUACUGGCAGUAGACCAUGGCUCUCUCUUCUCACCAGACUGACCAAGGAACCUCUAUAGGAACCACCUAAUAAAUGUGGUUUAUAAUUUUGCAAUAAUUCUCCCUCUCUAUCUUCAUUGCUUAGGUAUUACCUCUAGGUAAAUACCGCAGCGGUUAACCUGAAUAAGGAAUAUAUAGUCAUACUUAAUGUAGUUUAUUGUUUCUGCCAUUUAUCCAUGACAGCAUUUUAUAAACUCUCUUUAUAAAACACUAAUUAAGAUACUGUUAAACUAUUUGGGGUGCGAUCACCCCCUAUCAUUUGAUGAAGAAGGAGUUACCCUAAAGUUAAUGCUGCCAUGCAUAUUGAGUACAUUUUCAUUGUUCUUUUUUUCUUGUGAUGGUAUUUACAAGUGAUAUAUAUAUAUAUAGAUAUAUAUAUAUAUAUGAUGUAAUAAGGUCUUCCUGUGAAAUGUUUAUUUUCUGCUGUAGUGGUUAUGGUACCAGGAUUACCUUGGCCCUGUCUCACAGUAAGAUGUCAAACCGUUUUAGUGCAAUUUGACAACUUACCUAUGUUUGUUACUGCAUUCCCUAUAUCGGAUCUUAUUCAGCAAAAAAUCUGGAUUUCUCUAAAGAACAGCUGAACACUCUCUGUGAAUGACUGUGGUCCAGUAUCGGCUGUCCGUUGCUCUAUAAGAUAUCGGACUUUCCUUGUUGGAGAAGACAGCAUACAUAUCUGGCACCUAGCAGGAUCAGCAAUGAAUUUCAUAAUCAGUAUAAAUGUAAAUAAAUUCCUGGUGUAAAAGAAUCUUACAAUAAACCAAAACCCGCAUAGAUCAUCUUCUGUUACAUUUAAUGAAAGUGAUUUUUUUCUAUACCUGGAUUUUCUUAAAAUUGGUAAAAGUACAUUUAAACUGAAGUACAAAUGUUUGAUAUCUUUUUAUUGAAAACAUAGAAUAAAAGGGUUGUUUUUAAUCACUUUACUGUGAUUGAUCAAAAAAAGAAAAUGCUCUUUAAUAUUAUAAUAAUGAACAAAUGAUCUUGAUGAUUUAUUACAGCUGUGUAAAAAACAAUGGCAAAAUUACUAGCAGCAGCACAGACAGUUACGGAGUAAAAAGGGUCAUGAACAGUAUCGAAGCUAGCUAUCUUCUAGAUGAACAUAUCUGGUGUUGUGCCAGUAACAGUGUCGGCGAGGAAUGCACUGAGGUUUACACUAUAGGUAAUAAACAUGAUUUUAUCAGAUCUGUCAUAUAAAUUAUCCAUUAAGUGUUUUCUACCUUGCAUAAUCAAUAGCAGACAGCCUAAAUGUCCAAUGAGCUAAGAGUGAUUAAAACGUAUUGUACUAUAAUUGAACAUAUUUUGUUAUUUCACUAUUUAACACCCACCAUUACAUUUCUUUCUACCAAUAGCACAGUGAUAAGUGAUACAAUUCUCUAUAUUGUAGAAGAGAUUCAAUGAUGGGCAUUAACAGAUUGAUUGUUAUAUUUCUAUGAUUUUACUAUGGAAAAUUUUCACAUUUUCCACAAUAUUGCCAUCACUAUAGUAUUGCACAAAUUAGCAGAAACACGAGAUUUUGUUGGACCCUAUAUUGCUUUCCUAACCUGGGGUUAAGGGGCUGGAGAUAGAGGCUUUAACUAAACCUGUUAGAUUUUAGUUGUGUGAACUAAAGUCUACUGGAGAGUGAGUCGAUUAAAACUAGACAAAAACUAGUUUAGUAUUUACUAAACAGUGAUUUAUUUAUUUAUUUUUAUUUGCAUUUGAGCAGUGGAGUGUCCUUUUAAGAUUAGAAUAAUGUGAGUUACUUCAAAAAUGGAAAGGAGUUUUUCAAUUGUUUUAAGACUUAUAUUUUGAUUGUAACUGCUCCGUAUCUGCAAUAUUCUUUUUAUUUUUUUAUUUUUUUCAAGAUCUUGGAUCAAACAAACAUGCGCCUGAAAUAUUACUGAAAAUUGGAGAGCCUAUUGUCAUGCGAUGUCGAGCUGUUUAUGAUACGUAUAAGUUUCAAGUGAUGUGGGAAUUUAAAAAUGAAGUAAGAAAUAUUCUAAUACUCUUUCAUUUGUUGGUAAUCAUGUUAGUCAGGCAGAAGGGAUGAAGAAAUAUGAGUUAGAUAUUCAUCUAUAUAUAUCAUGGGUCGUCAACCUGGUCCCUACCGCCCACAAGUGGGCAUUUCAGGAUUCCAGGUGGGCGGUAGGGAUUUCCUCAUUUGGAGAGAUUGGGUGGGUGAGUGCGAGCCGGCGGUACCCCUGCGACCGGGUACCGCCAUCACCAUUUGCGGCCUUGGCCCGCGCGGCAAACUGCCGGGGCCGCCGUCCAAGGGGUUCAUCGGGUGGCCUAUGCUGUCAGGGCCAACCGAUGGAUGUGAAUUGUAAGGGGGCCCGGUCAGCGCUGGGCACUUUAACAGUGCGACCGGGCCUCCUGUGAUUACAUUAAACACUGGGAGGAAGUGACUGCACGUCACUCUUCCCAGCUAAAACACAGACAGCGUGGGAGGAAGCAGAGGGAGUCAGAGUGGGGACUCCCAUCCACCUGAGCCACCACUGAACCCCAGGGAAAAUCACCCUCCUGCACCUUAAAGGUAGGAAACAGGAGGGUGACUUAAAUAUAUUGUGUUUGUGUGUAUGUGUCUUUGUAUGUAUGUCUUGUGUGUGUGUGUCUUUGUAUGUAUGUCUUGUGUGUGUCUGUCUGUAUGUGUGUGUCUGUCUGUAUGUGUCAGUAUGUGUGUGUAUGUGUCUUUGUAUUUAUGUGUGUCUUAUGUAUGUGUCUUUGUAUGUAUGUGUGUGUCUUUGUAUGUAUGUCUUGUGUGUGUGUGUCUGUAUGUCUUGUCUUUGUAUGUAUGUGUUGUGUGUGUUUUGUCUUUGUAUGUAUGUGUGUCUUAUGUAUGUGUCUUUGUAUGUAUGCGUGUCUUGUGUUUGUAUGUAUGUCUUAUGUGUGUGUGUGUGUGUGUGUGUAUGUGUGCCUGUCUGUUUGUAUGUAUGUGUCUUUGUAUGUGUGUAUGUGUGUCUUGUGUGUGUGUUUAUAUGUAUGUGUGCCUGUCUGUUAUAGUGGGCUAUAGUAAGUAAUAGUAAGUGGGCUACCUAGCUCAGUCUUCCUACUGGGCAUUGGUAUAAGUAAGGUUAAAAAAUAGAAAAAAGGAAAAAAAAGUGGGCAGGGGAAUUGAGGAGGGGACGCACAGAUGAGAAAUCAUAUUAUGCGCAAACAGAGAAGUCGUCUGAAUAUCACCGAAAGAGAAGAGCUUCGUUUGUUCCUUACGAAAAUCGAACCAGAUAUAAAAUAUUUAGUCUCGCAGCAUCAACCUCAAGGUUCUCAUUAAUCACUAGUAAAGGUAAUUUCAAUUCACUGUAUUGUUUUCUCAUUAAACUUUAUAAAGUUAAAAACAUCAUAAUCAUGCAUUAAGUUGAAAUAAAAAGAUAAAUGUACGUAAAACACCCUCCUUUCUAAAAAUUAGAAAAAGGUUUUUAGAAAAAGGUUGACUACCACUGAUAUAUAUCAAACAUAAACCUUCAAUAUACUGAAAACCUAAUUUUUGUAAAGAAAACAGUCCAUGGCUUUAACUAAUGAUAUUCUAUAUCUCAGGGCUGGUUUUUAAUUAUAUGGACUAUGAUAAAUACAGCUGAUUCAAAAAUAUUAAUAUGAGCAAAAAGUUAAAACAUAUAAAUCAAAUGUUAAACAAUUACAUGUACCUUGCACUCUCUUGGUAAAUGCCUUCAAGAUAACUAAGAAGAUCUAGCAAACACAAAGAUCAUCCUUAGGGGUAAAUUACAAUCUAUCAUUUGUUAUUUAUUAACAUAUUGACAGCAUCUAAUUAGCCAUUAAUGAUAUCGUAGUGAUUAUUACUACCCACCAUUCCAAUACAUUGUAUAUUACGCUAAACACUUAUGUUUUGGUAUUCACAAUCUUUCUAAAGAGCAGUCAUUUACACUCUCAGGAAACCAUGACACCAACUCUUAAAAGUCAUUGUAAACACUUUUUUUAAACAAUUAAACAAUGCCCCAAUGUUCCCAAUAUUCAGAUUGAACACCACAAGCAACGCCCUUGACUUUAUAAUGCAGCCACCUAGGUAAAUUGUUAAAAUAUUCUAAAAUGGUUUGACAAAAUACUCUCGAAGGGUGCUAGAGUGUUUCUGGCACCAUAGUUACGGCAGUUCGCUCUCAUGGUUAUGGUGCCAGGCGUGCCCUGAUGUCCCUCUAAUGUAAGAAGCCAAGCCAUUUUAGAAUGGUUUAACUUCUUACCCAGGGUCUGCCGAACACCAUCCUUCUCCUUCCCUAAUGUCCUCAGAGAGCUGGUAGCUCUGUGUCUAGGCUAAGCCCUGUGAUGCAGAACAUUCUGGAUCCCCUGGUUGGAGAGAGGAGGCAAGGAGUGGUGCCUGGCACCUUUCUAAAAUGGUUUCACUUCUUACCAUGUGAUGCACCAGGAAUCUCCUGGCACCAUAAUGACUACAGCUGGAUGCGGUGGUUAUGGUGCUUAGAGUACUCCUUCAAUGACAAAAAAUCUUACUUCAAGGCAUGUACAUGUACUCUUUCCACUAGAUGAUGUGCAGAUUACACUCUUUAAUGAGUACUUUUUUCAACUGUUUGUAUUUGGAUUCUUCAUAGGUACACUGCUUUGAGGAAAGCAUGCAUAUUGGUCAUAAUUCUACGGUUAGAGUAUCAUUCAUGUCUUCUAAGUCGGUGAGAAGUGAAGAAAGUGGAACAUACAUGUGUGUAUCAACAUUUUCCCGCAAUUCUACAACAGUUACGGUCCUAGGUAAUAUUUUAUAAUAAUAUUGACAUGGUGUUAACUGUUGAAUUACAUUCUGGACAUUCAGGAAAUAUGGACUGUCAGAGCUGCAAUAUUUGAAGUGAAUACUUGCUUUGUCUUGGGAUAUGCAGGUGAUGAACAUCAGUAAAUUUCAGAGUUCAGUGUUGUCUAGAAACUGAAAGUUCUCAGGUACAUUCUGUGAAAAACUGCUGGGUUGAUUCAUUGAACACUACAUUGAACCGAUUAGAAAACAAUGUUGCAAACUUUAAGCCAUAUUAGCCAAGAUGAAAAAUUCUCAAACUUAUCUGUAGACACAUCUAUUCUAUUUAUGUCUAAAAUUUUGGGGUGGUCAAAUGACCAAUCACCAGCUACCGGUCAGUCUCUUAGAAAAUAUUGAUAGAUUGCACAUUACUGCUAUGCAUUCCCUGCAUAUAUCAAGUUAGAUUUUGAAAAGUCCCCAUGGGGCACAGAAACUCAAGAAUUCAUGUUUCCACAACUAUCCCAGGGUCCCCAGCUUAUCAUGGAAAUGAGCACAGACAGGUAUCGUGUUUCAGACUUCAAACUUAAUUUUUAUAAUUUUCUAAUUGCACUGUAGAGAUUUUUGUGUUUGGGCUCACCACAAUCUUUUUGGUAUCUAGCUCUCAGAGAAGCUUGACUUGUAGACCAGAAUCAGCACCAUGCUGAUGAGACCCAGAAGGUCGAAACUGUAGUCCAUGGCUGGUUUCUGGUCCUAUUGGAUUACAGCCCAUGCUUAUUAAUUUAAAGCUGUAUUUAAAACAAACAAUGCCCAUUGCGAAGGAUACUCAAUUGCAUGUCAAGUUGGGAAUUCUGGGAUAGUUGUGGAAACAUGAUUUAUUGAGUUUCUGUAAACAGGGAAGACCCUUCAAAGUCCAACUUGAGAUAUGCAGGUCAUGUAUAACAGUCAUUUUUGUAUUAGUUCUAUGGGGAGUAUUAUCAUGUUUGGUUUCACCACAGUCUUUUUUUUGGUGCAUACAUACAUCGCUUGUCCACACUUUACUAUUCCGAACAACAUUCUAAUGUCCUUGCUGUAUAUCUAAUUAGGUAGAUCAGUGAAUCAAUGUUCCUCUCACUCUUGGCAUACAGCUAUAUGGCUUCUCUCGCUAGCUAGUAUGCUAGCUGUUUUUAAUGAGGCCCUAUCUACAAUCCCAAAUAACACCAUCACAAAGACCACAAGCUCAUUUAUGCCACAGCACCUGUGGUCCAUCAACAGCAUGACUGACUAAGGUCAGACUGAAAGAGAAAGAAUAAUGCACACCAUGUAAACUACGUUUGGAAGCCAAGAUAACGUGAACACAUGAAGAAGUUAGUAAGCUAGUUUAACUUUACAGAGGUGGAAAGAUGAAGGAUAGAUCCUGUUAUGAGGAAAUACAAGGAUAUGCUCAUACCACAGGCUCUGGAAACAGUCAAGCAAAAGCUCGCAGCAAUAGUAAUCGUAAAGAGCAGACGCACCAGAGAAGCAGAGGCUAAGAGAAUAAAUGUCCUCUUUAUCAAAGAACCAUACAUGGUGUAUCUACAGCUGCACUGUAACAACAUUUCCACCCUAGAUCCAAACAAACCUGAGACUGAACAGUGCUGGUAAAAGGUAUGUGCAAAAGAAGUAUUACAUAACAGGAAAUCCCAGUGGCUACUAAACAUGAAAGCAAAAAAUUAUACUGCACUAAAAAUUUUAGAUAGAGUUCAUUACUUCAUUUAAUAAUUCAUUGUUAUGUUAUGUGAGUAUAAUUCAUUAAUUUUAGCAAAUUUGACAAUAUAUACAAUUAAAUCAGACAAUAUGUUAUGGUAGAAACAGUGUAUUCUGUGACAACUAAUGUUACUCCAUGUAACUAAAGUCCCCUAACCACAGGUUUGUAAAUAAUCAAUAAUGUUGAACUGCAUUAAUAUAUCUUAGAGUCCAAAGUACCAUCCAAAAAAGCAAAAAGAUGUAUCAAAAAUUAGAAAAAUUAGAAAAAAUAAAAAAAAGAUGAAAAAGAUGAGAAAAUGAGAAAAUGAAAAAAAUGAAAAAAAUUGCAAAAAGAGAAAAUAAGGUAUAUACAGUCCCAGUGUGUACACACUACAAUAUAUGGGUGGAUCUCACCACAUUCUCCAAAGAUAUGGGUCCUAUUUCGGGCGGUAUGUAUAUCUUGAUGUAUUAGCCGUGGUGCAAUGGUAGGAUCUAGGAUCUGACUGUAGGCAUGUAUUUGAGUAUGUGGGUAUGACUGUAGGCAUGUAUUUGAGUAUGUGGGUAUGAUUGUUUGGGCCUGAAGCUUCAGCACUAGUGAUGUCCCGAACGGUUCGCCAAACGGUUCGCUGAGGAUGGCGAACAUAAACAUAAACUUUGACCCUGUACCUCACAGUCAGCAGACACAUUCCAGCCAAUCAGCAGCAGACCCUCCCUCCCAGACCCUCCACCUCCUGGACAGCUCACUAAGAAUGCAGCUUCACAAUGAAUGUAAAAUGGAUGCUGUCCAGGAGGUGGGAGGGUCUGGGAGGGAGGGUCUGCUGCUGAUUGGCUGGAAUGUGUCUGCUGACUGUGAGGUACAGGGUCAAAGUUUAUGUUUAUGUUCGCCAUCUGUGGCGAACCAUUCGGCGAACCGUUUGGGACAUCACUAUUCAGCAUGUUAGCCCCUGGGUUAAUCCAGCCCUGCAAGGCUUAGUGAAGGUUUAGUCUGACCCUGACACCCUUUUUCUAUGCCUUUCCGUGUAUUCAAAAUUAUUAACAAAACUCAGUUUGACACCUGAGUAUUUCUAAAAUGUUGUCAUGUAUUUAAAAAUUGGCUUUUUUCUUUCUUUCUUGUAGUAAAUAUUGUUUAAUUGUUUUGCUUCACACAGAUAAUGGAUUUAUUGAUAUGAACACAUCACAAGAAAAAUAUGACGUUAACAUAAACAAUGAACAAUUUUGUUUGGUUGCAUCAUUUGAAGCAUGGCCUGCAGUGCGUUGCGCAUGGAGUCAUGGCUUGCAUGUCUUUCCAUGUAACCUCACGACUUUAAAUGGUGUAAGGUAAAACAUAGUAAUAUCUUUAAUCAGUCUUGAUGUCAUCUAAAGGAUGUUUACAUUACAAACAAGCUGCAUUAACAAAAAUGAUCAACCUAUAUUUACAUUUGGACACAUAGGGCUAAGGCAAAGUGGGGGUUGGGUUAAUGGAAUUAAAAGUUAUAAAAUUAUUUUCCUAUUACUUUACAGUUGUUUGCAUUUCCUCUAAAAAAAAGCAUAGAUGGUAUUGUAUUCUCUACAUCCAUCACAUUUGGUAUUUUGCUGCUACUGAGUAAGAGUUGCUGAAGGUCUGGAGCCUCUAUAGACUCUUUGACGGUUUCUGUUGAUAGUCUAUUGUGAGAAAUAUCUUGCUUUAUGCUCUUCACCUGCUGUGUUCUAGAAUGCUGUGUUGCACUGGAGCUGAAUAUGAUGCCAUUAAAACAGGGGUAGGCAACCUUUGUUGUGAACCAGAUGUUGUGAACAACAUUUCACAUAAUGAUUUUACAGCCAUAAUGCUGGCAAAGCAUCAAGGAAGAUGUAGCUCACAACAUCUGGUGUGUUGAAGGCUGCCUACCCCUUGAUUAAGAGAAGAACGUUCUUGCUCAUUCAGUAGACCACCGAGUACCAUGGUACCUGGAUGCAGACUUAACCAGACAUUGUUUAGUUAAAUAGAAAAAGAAAGAUAAUAAAGGAAAACAAUAGGCACAGAAAUCUUAGAUUGAAACUCCACCACCUGAAAGACUAGCCAUCGAUUGUAAAGCACUGUUUAAAGCUUUAGAAGAUCACUUAUGAUUCAAGAUUUCAGGAGCUCAAGUCAGAGAUGGCAUGCACCCUUGUGAGACUUUAGACUCCUAAAAAGUGAAGAGCAGACAUUUUUAAUUUAUAUGGUUGGUGUUUAGCAAUAUACUGAUUGAAUAUGUCUACAAUUAUCCUUGGUAUUAUUUUGUAGCUUUUGAGCAAUACUUUCCCACCCACUCACUUAACCUACGUAAAAGAUUCUGAGAUUCUUAAAGUUGGUGGCUCACCCAUAGGUUCCAGAUAGUGUGCUUGAAAUUAUAUUUAGGCUCUUAUAUUAGCUCUGCAUAGUCUCUCCUAAGAGGUGUAUAGCCCACAUGGAGACAGAUAUAGGUGAGUAGGAAUGUGCAAGGGCAAAAAUUUGGUUCGGUUUGGAAAUUCGGGUAAGUAAAAAAAUUUGGCACUUCGGUUCGGUACUUCUGAAAUUUGGAACUUCAUCACUUCGGGACUUCGGCAAUUCGGGACUUCGGCAAUUUGGACAUUCCUAAGCAUCCCUCUCUUGUUUUGCCACUUUUCAUAAAUCAGAUGCACUUUGCCACAACAACCACUUACACAUAUGUAAGGCUCCCUAACACUAUCCCCUAACCCUAUCCCUAACCCAACCUCUAACCCUAAUUCUAACCCUAACCUCUAACCCUAACCACCACAACCACUUAAUCUCCAAGGUUAAUUAUUAUUAUUAUUAAUAUUAUUAAUGCAGAAUGUCUUUCUGAAUGACAGAUGUUGAACUGCAUGCUUCACAAUUUAACAUAUAGUCCAAACUAGUGGAAAAGGCAGAAAUGUUUCCUCUGCUGUGAAAUUCUAUAACCAAUAGAUUAAAUGAAUCACACGAUUUAAAGUAUAUUUAUGAAAAGUCCUUACAAUUUAUCACCUUUGUGCUAAUUAGCUUUAAAUCAAACAUUGAUAAAUGAGUCUACACCAUAUUUUUGUUAUGAUGACCAAAAUCGCCAAGGUUAGCUCAAGAAUGAAUAAUGCCCAGAACAUUAAUUAGAAAAUAGAAUUCUCUUCUACAUUAUUAUUAUUAUUGCCAUUUAUAUAGCGCCAACAGAUGAAGCUUUGGUUUAAUGACCAUCAGUAUAUGUCUAUAUAAUCUAGAACCAGACUGUGUACCGUGCCCUCUCAUGGUAUCUGAUAGUUGUAUAGUGCGUUACUGUGUCUUUUAGCUUUGGUGUAUGACCUGGCUUUGUAUUAUGACCUGUGUUGGCUUCUCUGAUCCAGCCGUCUACUACUGAGUUUAAGCUAUUUUUGUUUUCCUUAUUUUUACCUGUUUUUAUCUAUUUUCACCAUUUUAGAGCAUUUCUACUUUAGGACCUCUAUUGAGUUUUUUCGAUUUUUUCAGCCAAUUCAAGAUCCCAUUGCACAGCGAUACGAAAUCUGAUGGCGCUAUAUAAACAAUAAAAUAAUAAUAAUAAUCUGAAUGUUUCCCGUUUUCUUUAGUUGCUUAGUCUAUUAUCCAACAGCUGUUUUGGCAGUAAGGUGUCCAACCAGAGUUUAGAACUCUUCAUUGUGUUAACUUGAUUUAUGUAUUGUUUUCUCCAAAGUUCAUGUUUAAUCUUGUGAUAAUGAGGCUAUUGUAGUUCAUUCUACGUGAAAAAUGCUUAUACAUCUGCGAAUGAAAUGUAAACUAACACGUCGUUCUCAUUCUAACAGCAUGUCUAAAUAUUGUGAUCACAAACACAUACCAGGAAACUAUACAUUCUAUGUAGAAAAUGACGACGUGCGCCUAAACAAAACUUUUACGUUGAAUAUUCUGCGUGAGUUUAUCCUUUGUUGUCAAAUGCUCUUUAUGUUCAUUAUUGAAUUUCCUUUGAAGAUUACGGAGUCUAUACAUAAAAUAGAACUUUUUAUUACAGUCUUGUAAAACUGUUUAUGUUUAAAAGACAAUGCAUGCAUUAUGCAUGAGACGUCAUUUCAUUUAUUGCGUGGUAGUACAGGAUGCAAUAUUUCAAUGAAUUCAAUUUAUGCAUUCACUUGUGCGUAGCAGCUGAAAUAGUUUUUAAAUGGAAAUUGUAUUUAUAGAUUUAUUUAUUUUAGCUUCAACCUUGUUUUUAAAUAGAGGUUUUUGUUUUACAUUAACCAUCCGCUUGCAGAGUAGUGGAAGCAUGGACUAGACUCCCAAUGAAAGAGUGCUAGCUACCAUAGUAAGGGAGCUGCAAGUAUGGUGAGGAAAGUUAAGCUAUGUUUCAUGAAACAAUUAUGUAACUUAGCAAUACAAAAAUAAUGCAGGAUCUAGUUUUCGGAUAAUGCCGUAGUUUGAAUUAUACAGCUUAAAAUCAUAACAAAAAAGGUUAUUGUAAAAAUCAGAAAUUUAUUCAAAGCCUUACUUUGCAAAAUGUCAUGAUGUCAUGUUUUAGUGUGGCAAAUAUACUGACCACUUAGUAAUACGUUUAUUUUAGAAAACGUUAUAGCCGUCUGCAAGAUUUCUUUAUUAAUGGGAACACUAAUGGUUUGUAUUUUACCUGGAAGGAACAAUGAAAUCUGUGCUUCCAGUAACAUAGGUCUUUCUUACCUUGACACCAUAUUCCUUCAAGAAGCUCAACACUAGAAGUAAUGUGACGUAGCAGAAUAUAAGGGAAUAACGGGGCAGACAGAAAAAGGCAGACUGGUCAAACAGAGAUGCAAAUUUCACCUCUGAGGUCCACAUGGACGAAAAGUUCAAAAGUUCAUAGAGUAUUGGGACUGUGUAAAACUACUGAGACCCUAAUUAUAUUGUUUCACCAAUUUCGUAUGUUGCAUUUUAAACAUAACACUUAGAUUGUUAAUUUGUACCAUCAUCCAUCACUAAAUUAGUCCCCAUUCCACUAUGCAAUGUUAUGCAAAAUACUACAAUUUGUUUUGUACUCUCUCCCCAUUCACUAGUUCUUCCAGAAGCAUAAAACGUUGCCGUCUUUAUUUAUACAGUAGCUACUGUAAAAAUAUUCUAGCCCUGAUAGUUUAAGUACAUACUACCCAAGUAUCCCUAUUUACGAGGGACAGUCCCUAUUUUGGGUCCAAAUCUAUCCAUAACUCUUCUCUAUCCCAAUGCCCAUAUUUUAUAGUAGCGGAGUAUUCUUGAAUGUUUACGGAGUUCCAUGUCAAUAACACAGUAAUGUGUCUUUAAACUACAAUAAUUUCUUUAGGAAAACAGCCAGUAUAAACAAGAUCCUUUGUUCUUGUUCUAAAUUACAUUUUAUUUGAAAAAUUGCCAUUAGUAAGUCACUUAAAAGUUCUCAGAACAACUCUGCCCCAGGCCACACCCCAACUUACACCCCUAAAAUUAAAGUGGCCCUCUUUGACCCUCUUUGUCUAUUUGUAGUGUAGGGAGGUAUGUGAGCUUUUAAUAUUUUUGUUUUCUUAUAUCAUGAUUUUAAUUUGGUAGAAAUUUGAUGAAAAUCAUUGUCGCCUUAUUAUUAUUAUUAUUAUUAUUAUUAUUAUUUUUACAUCUGUUAGCUAGCUUGAAGCAAUAUUUUAAUUUGGUUUAAAACAAUCAUCAAUGUAAAAUACUCUGUUUAUUUUGAUAUCAGAAAGCAUAUUGAUUGAAGUGUAUUCCAUUAUCGACUUAUUUCAGAAAAGCCUGAGGUUUAUACAACGGUUAUGGGAGAUUAUAUCACUUGUGUUGCCUACGGUUACCCUGUUCCAAUUUGGAUCUGGAAAAGAGCUACUAAUAGCGAUUUCAAGUAAGUUUGUACCUACUUGUAGUUAAAUCAUGACGAGUAAAAGAGUCUGGGACCACUGUGAGAACUGGGACUCAUGCUGAUUUCAAUUUUUUUCUUCCUAAUAUACUACUCAGUGGAUGUUAGUACUGUAUUCCUCUCUUGCAACUGUCAUUAGUCUAAUACUAUCCUUACCUUUUUGUGUCACUAUACCCACUCCUUCUAGCAUGUAAGCUCAUUGAGCAGGGCCCUCCACCCUCUGUUCCUGUGUGUCCAACUUGUCUGGUUACAACUACAUGUCUGUUCGUCCACCCAUUGUAAAGCGCUGCGGAAUUUGUUGGCGCUAUAUAAAUAAUAACAUAAUAAUAAUACUUAAUGCUUGUUAUAAAGUAUUAUUUUUUAUUAUAAUUAUUUUGUGGUUUGUAUUCUGGUUUUGUGAUUGUUGUUUUUUUAAAUAAUCAGAGCAAUAUGCAUUUCUGUUUCAGUUUAAAAAAAAAGACACUCCUGCAAAAUUACAGUACACAUUAAAUAGUUCUGCUGAUAAAACUGAAAAAAUAAAGACUAAACUGUAAUCUUUGUCUGAGGAUACAUAUUAUUGAAAGAAAAAUAUAUAUUUUUAAAAUGAAAAUCUAAAAGCUUACAUGAGCCAUUAUGCUAUUUUAUAUAGUCUAUACUUUUAUAUAGAGUAAAAGUGACUUACGUUGUACUUGUAAAUUUAUCUCAAAUUAAUAAUGUUGUUUUCUGAAGCUGCACAGAACAUAUCUUAUAUGGAAUAACAUAUGGGCCAAUAAUAAGAACAUCUCACACAUGGGAAGUCCGAAGCAGCCUGGACACUAAGAAUCAUACCGAGUCAUUACAUAUCUGCUGCUGUGCCAACAACUCUGCUGGGAUAUCUUGUGAAACUACAUAUUUCAAAAGUCUUGGUAAGAACCACUAUUAUAUUGGACAAUUUAUCUAACAGAACAUCAGUGUAAGAAAGUAUCUCAUUUCUGAACUUUGGUCCCCUAACUAUUCUUCCUAUAAACUCUUUAAUUUAAAAAAAUAAAUGGAUACCAUUUCAUAAAGAUUGCGUCUCUGCUAUGUUACACUUUAAAAAAAAAAAAAAAGUUUUCUUUUAUUUAUACCUUAGGUGGUGAUAUGUAUGAAUUAUUGGUGUUCUGUAGUUUGGUGGAUAUCUCCAGAAGGAUAUCGAUACUUUAGAGAAAGUUCAGAGAAGGUCUACUAAACUGGUUCAUGGAUUGCAAGAUAAAACUUACCAGGAAAGGCUUGGAGGAAAGACGAGACAGGGAGGAUAUGACAGAAACAUUUAAAUACAUAAAGGGAAUCAACACAGUAAAGGAGGAGACUAUAUUUAAAAGAAGAAAAACUACCACAACAAGAGGACAUAGUCUUAAAUUAGAGGGACAAAGGUUUAAAAAUAAUAUCAGGAAGUAUUACUUUACUGAGAGGGUAGUGGAUGCAUGGAAUAGCCUUCCAGCUGAAGUGGUAGAGGUUAACACAGUAAAGGAGUUUAAGCAUGCGUGGGAUAGGCAUAAGGCUAUCCUAACUAUAAGAUAAGGCCAGGGACUAAUUAAAGUAUUUAGAAAAUUGGGCAGACUCGAUGGGCCGAAUGGUUCUUAUCUGCCGUCACAUUGUAUGUUUCUAUGUUUCUAAGUUUUACAUAGGGGGUUUUUCGUUGGGUGCCUUUAGUUAAAAAAUGAGGUUUUGAUAAAGGAUGAACCUUAAGAGCUGGGAUGUUUGAUGAGGCAAUGGAACUACUAUAAAUAUAGUUGGUGAGUUACUUUUGUGUGGGCAUUGGCAUGAUAGGAUAACCCUCUGCUAAAAUCUGGUCAUUGCUUUCCUGAACAAGAUUUCAGUAGAUUAACAGUAGAUUAUUUCAGUAGGUUAACAGCUUCAUUUAUUUAUUUAAUAGUCCCACUGUGGGGGCACAGGGUGGUAGACAGUCAUCUUUAAAUGCAAGGCCCCACUCGAUGCCGACAGGUAUGGUCACUGGGAGUUUAGGCAACGGCCCAGUUGCUAGUCUUUUAUGACUGCUGGCAGCCACUAUGUGUAUGGGGGAGUUAUAAUCCCUUAAUUGUGCUAAAGUGGGGGUCAUAUUGACCACCAUAGGCUUUGUUUUUUUAAUUUAAAAAAUUUUGCUCAGAAGAACCCAAAAAUCUCACCAUGCACAAAUAUUUGGAAUUUCUUUAAGUUAACCUAGAGAUGUAGCUUUGAACACCACAAAAAGCACAGCCCAGAUUUAUACGUACCUUCUAAAUUUUCAUCAAUUAAUUUUACUGAAGUACCUUCAUAAGUAAAUUUUACUGAAGUUAUGACUAAAUAUAUUUGUAACAUACACAUACCUGAAAACGUACAUAUUCUAUCAGGCAGCUGUUUAUUCUUGUUAUGAAGACGAGGAAGUGGAUUUGAUAAAUGGAGCUUUGUGAAGUACUCAGUUGCCUAAACAGAUGUGGUCUUGUCUGUGACAUGGGUAGAAUUUGCGAAUUUGAGUUGAUAUUUGGGUGGGAAGUGUGUGGAGCCACACGUGUCUUCAUUUCCAGGAGAAAUAGUGUUUUUUUUCAGACUGCUAGCUAAUUCGGAUGAAACCUAGAAAGUAUCCAAUAUGUAUAAAUAGCUAGCCUGUCAUGUUACAUCUUUCUUUAUCACAUUAUUUGUGGGUAUAUGCUUUUUAAUCCCCUCCUUGAUGGGUGGCAUGUCCCUGUGUUCUCAUUAAUUUUUCCUAACUUUUUUUAUUUAGAGGUUAACGAUUACCAAAUUAUAUAAAAUGUUUUUGCUUUCUUUUAACUUUGUUGGAUAUAUUUUUAGACAUAUAAUUUUGUUUAUCCUUUUUAAAUAUUUUGCAGAAGUGAAAUCUUUCCAAAUGGAUGAAAAUAAGUUUAUUUUGCCUCUAUCAGUUGGCAUUUUUCUUGUUGUUUUCAUCAUCGUGGUUUUCAAGAAGUGCCAAAAGGUAACGUAAAUCCGGCAUUAAAAUUAUUAAUCAAUUACAUUUGUCUAUCUAUUCCUUAUUUGCUGAUUUUAUUCUCUUUUUGGAAACAGCAACACAAGUAUGAAAGAAAGCUACAAAUGAUACAAUUUGUUGGACCUUCCGAUAAUGAAUACAUUUACAUUGAUUUCAGUGUGUUGGAAUAUGAUUUAAAAUGGGAGUUUCCAAGAGAAAAUCUGGAGUUUGGUGAGACCUUAGUGACUUGUUUGAUCCAAUAUUAAAGUCAUUAAUUAGCCAGUUCACUUUGGUGAAGUCACAAUAUAUUAAAUAGCCACGUGUGGUGUUCCUCAAGGUUCCAUUCUCGGCCCCCCUACUAUUUACAUUAUUUAUAAAUGAUCUGCCUAAUGUCUGCAAAUCCUCAAAUGUACACAUAUAUGCAGACACACACAGUAAUCUAUGCGAGCAAAUCCGAUCUACCGCAGCUUGAGGCUGUGCUCCAAGACCAGUUUACAGAGGUAGAAAAGUGGAUCACAAAAAACAAACUCUUUUUAAACACUGGCAAAACUGUCACAAUGAUCUUUGGAACAGUACCUAAAUUACACAAAUUACACAAUUCCCACCUAUCCAUCAAAACAAAUUCAAAUGGCACACUGACCGCAGCCCACUAUUUCAAAUACUUGGGUAUGAUGUUAGACCCCAAUCUAUCUUUUUGGCCUGCACAUAGAAAAGCUUGCAUCUAAACUUUAUCCAAAAUUAGGUGCCCUGUACAGAAACAAAUCCUGCCUAAGCCCUACCGUAAAGGAAAAGAUUUUACAGCAAAUGCUGAUGCCAAUCAUUGAUUAUGGGGAUGUAGCAUAUGCACCUUCACUGCAAACUCUCCUAAAUAAGCUUUAACACAUUGUAUAACUCGCUCUGCCGAUUUGGGCUACAAUGUAAUUACAGGACCCACCAUUGUAACAUGCUAAAAAAACUAAACUGGCUGUCGCUGCAAUCCAGACUCACCCUUCAUCUUUCCAGCCUUGUGUUUAAGAGCUUUUCUGGGAAGCUCCCGCCCUACCUGAGCAGAAUGCUCCACCUGGCUGUUCCCACCUCCUAUAAACUCAGAUUCAGUACCAGCACUUUAUUUAGUCUUCCUAAAUACAAAAAGAAAGCGUCUCGUUCCUCCUUUUCCUAGAAAGCACUGUAAUUAUGGAACAACCUCCUGCACACUUUCAAAUCUUCCCCAGGCCUAAAAUUCUUUAAGAGAUCCCUCUCCACAUAUCUCAAAACCUAAUGCACCUGUCAUGGUUGAUUAUAUAUUUCCUACCAUGUUAAAUUUUUUAUUUAUUGUGUAUUAAUAUUGUUUUUGUAUUUUAUUGUACCAUAAUGUAUCAAUGCAAUGAUUUGUGAACCAGGACAUACUUGAAAACAAGAGAAAUCUCAAUGUAUCCUUUCUGGUAAAAUAUUUUAUAAAUAAAAUAAUUUGUAAAUUAACCACAUGUAUUAUUUUGUGAAUCAACCUCUAAGCAAUUAAAAUAUAACAUAAACAAAAGUUCUUUUUUUACCAUAAAUAUUAGGAGAUGUUAUUGGAUCUGGAGCCUUUGGAAAAGUGGUCACUGCUACAGCGUAUGGCAUCACCAAACCAGGUGUCUCCCUUCAGGUGGCUGUAAAAAUGCUGAAAGGUACAGUUAUGUUAUUUGAAGGGAAGCAGUAAGUAAGGUUGCUAUUGGUGUUUUUGAAACAUACACUAAAACAUAUAUUUAGCCUCUUCAUCUCUCUCUCUAGGCACGACACAAUAUCAGCCAAAGCUCUGCCCAUUUUUAUCACCAUUUUUCACUAUUGAACUAGAAUUUGGUAAAUGUAGAAUGUUUGUUCACCUACUAUUAAUGUAGUAAUUAAAACCACUGUGUGGCAGUUACUAUGCUAUAGAACUAACUGUGGUUCAUUAAUUCGGCUUACUCUCAAUAUUCCAUUGUUUCGUUUUUUUAUUUUCCACUUUUCUACACCACUGUUCAAUCUUAGUUUCCCUAUUCUACCUCUCUGUUCCAUUCAAUAUCCCCUCUUUCCAAUCGAAUGUAUCCCACUUUACUCUCCUGUCUCAUUUCAGUUUCCCAUCUUCUAUCCAUUCCUUGCAUUUCCCCCGCCAACUUCUACCAUACCAUCCAAGUUUGAUCUGGUUUAACUCAUGGGUCCCAAUACAGGUUUCUCUGUCCCAUGGGUUUCCCAAUUCUGCCCUUUUGUGUUUGGAAUUUUAGAAAAUUUUUAGCUGCGAUAAAUUCUUACAGUGAUUUUCAGUUUGUAAAUUAAAUCCCUAUUCUCUAUUACAGAAUGCCAUGAUGUGUCAGAAAAAGAGGCCCUUCUGUCAGAACUGAAGAUGAUGACUCAGAUUGGACACCACAAAAAUAUUGUGAAUUUACUGGGGGCAUGCACUGUCUCAGGUAAUCAAUGAACUUUCUGAUUUAUUUUAUAUUUAAUACACUGUGAGAACAUUACCAUUUAAAAAAAAAAAAUGCAGAUGGAUAGUUAUUUCAAUGUAUUUUCUAACUUCUGUGUCAAUAACAUAGAUCAGGCAUAGGCAACCUUCGGCACUCCAGAUGUUUUGGACUACACCUUCCAUGAUGCUUUCACAGCAUUAUGGGUGUAAGAGCGUUAUGGGGGAUGUAGUCCACAACAUCUGGAGUGCCAAAGGUUGCCUAUCCCUGGAAUAGAUGGACAGUGUACGAAAACAUAUAUUAUAAUUUCUGUCUACUAACUUCAAUUAAGUUUACCUUUUUGCAGGUUUUCUUAUAUACGCUCUGGAGUAAAAAAUGUUGGGUAAAAAAAGUAUUUUCCAACUGCCUAACAUUGGAGCUGAUCAUUAUCUAUUGUUGGAUAAACAUGUUAAUGGCAGCCAGGAGUCUGUAACAUACUUGAAACAGUCAAGCUUAAGAAGUCAGAAUCAUUCCGAAGAAAUUAUACAUACAUCUUGCAACCAAUGGAACCAUUAAACAACACUUUUCAUAUUAUUAAGCAACAUCCAGACCACCAAAAACAAAGUUUUUGUGUAAGAGCAUAACAAACAUCACUCCUAGGUUCAAGAUGUUUGCACAUCACCAGACUUUUACUGAUGAACAUUUCAUUAAUCAAUUAACACAAUUUAAAAAAACAAAUUAAGGAUAAAAACAAUAUAACACAACAAAUGCACAUCUAUAAUAUAGCCUGAAUGUCCAAAUCCAGAUUACCCAUUAGGCUACAUAAGCAGUCUCCUAUGGCCCGAUGGUCCACUAUGUUGGCCUGGAGGUCUGACUCUGGCUGUAAGGGGCUCCUUCUUGGACCUGACAGGAGAUUAAAAAAAUCUCCAUGCUUGGUCCUGUGCCAUCUCACUUGCUCGAAGGAGUGUUGUGGUCUGGAACUCUAUAGGUGUAGACCACUUUAAGAACUCCCUCCUGGCCUUCGGCAUUUCUCAAUAAUUCAGCGCGCUUCAAUCAGCACUCUGAAUCUAUGAGUGCUGGACCUCACGGGAGCUCCUUAAAUGGUCUGCACCAGAUAGAACUGCAGAUCACAACACCCCCUCAUUGGACUAUCAGAGAUUCGCAGUGUGCUUCUAGUGGACCACCUGAAAAAGUUGCCUUUUAGAGGUGGGAUUCAAAAUUUUGUGAUUAACAACAAUUGCACACUUUAAUUUGCUUUUGCAUUCCUUAGAGAAAAGUGUGCUGUUCCUUAGUACAUUUAUUAGAACAUAAAGUAUACUGUUGCUUUUUCUCUAUGAUAUAGGACCUAUUUACUUAAUCUUCGAAUACUGCUGCCAUGGUGAUCUUCUCAACUAUCUGAAGACCAACAGAGAAACAUUUCACAAAACGUGGUCAGAUGUUUUCAAGGACAAUAACUUCACAUUUUAUCAUAAUUUCAAUCAGGAUGAUACAUUGAGGUAUAUGCUUUACAUUUAUGUGAUUUAUUUAUUUCCAAAACAUUGUAUUGCUUUAAAUAGAACAGAAAAAUAUAUUGGGUGUUGGGGUACAUUACCAAACACCUUAGAAUGUAUUUGCAUUUAGAAAAAGAUCUUGUGAUUUAUUUCAUUUUUUGAUGUAAGCAAGUGACAUGGACAUGACUAUGUCCACAUUCAUCUUUCGCAUGCACAUAAAUGCUUUAAUAUCAAAUUGGUAAGCACAUAAAGGCUUACAAAUUGGUAAGCACACGAAUGCUUUAAUAUCAAAUUGGUAAAUCAUAUAAAAUUAAAGGGACUCUGUGGGCACCCAGACCACUUCAUCUCAAUGAAACUGUGUUGGUGCCAUGCUACUGUCUCUUUCACCCUGCAACGCAAAACAUUGACAUUUUGCAGGAAUAAUAAUAGGGCUAGCACACCUCUAGUGGCAAUCAGGAAUACAGCCAUUAGAGGUGCUUCCACAGCUAUAAUGAAGUUAAACUCAGUUUUAGCUCAAAUGACUCUCCUAGAGAGCAUUUGAUCGGUGUAACAUGCGUUUUGCUGCGCAUGCACAGUAGCCUUCCAAUGCUUACGUACAGGGAAGCAUUUCAUUGACCAGCCACGGAGGUGGAGCUUCAGCAUGGAGAGCAGCAAACAGCGGGAUGUAACCCCUGCCCCUACUCCUACAGGGAGUAUGGACACCAAAAUAGGUAGGGGAUCACUAUAGAUUUAGAAAUACAAACGCUAUAGUGUUCCUUUACUAAAUGCAGUUUGCUGUUUUUAAAAAAUCCUGAGAUGCUUUCAUAAAAAGUAAUUUUUAAUUGAGGAUCAUUAUAGGUUCUGACAAAAGUAUUUUAGAAUUAGUCAUGCUUUAGUUAAGUACAUAGCUGUACAAAUUGUAAGCCAGACCUUGUUUGCAUAACGUGGAAACAUUGGAUGAACACUUUGUACUGUGAAAAGUAAUUAAGUGUCUGUACAUUUUGUCUACAUGAUUGUAAAAGCAGAAUUGUGUUAAAAAAGUUUCUAGAAUGAUAAAGUCUCUUAUUCUCCUUUGACAUUGUUAGUAAUAGCUGAUAAAGUAAUAUAGUAUAUCAUAUUAAUAUUCUCUGUGGAUAUCUAGUGGAAGAAAAGGAGAUUUCAUAAGAAACGGCUCCUAUGUGUCAAAAAGCAGUGCACUAGAUUCUGUAAAAUAUCAACAAACUUGGGAAGUCGAGCUGUCUACUGGAAACAAUCACAUGACACAAAAUGAUGAUGGUAAGACAAUUUGGCAUGGAAGGAUUUUUGUUGCAUUUGUUUUAAAUGCAUUUUUAUUAUUUUUCUGGUUAAUUUUUUUUUUUACAAAUUGUCAGAUCAAUAGUAAUAGAUUAUUGUCUUGGGAUUAUAUUAUUUUUCCCUAAUACACGUUUUAGCACACCCUGCAUGUUAUUAGUAAAAAAAUAAAAUAAAAAUAGGGUUAAUGCUAAUUUUAAGGUUCAGAAGACUGAGUUCCUUCUUUAUUCUUAUAGAAACACUAAUCCAGGACAUAACUGUUCUGGCUUUCCAGAGAUGGGUGGGAGAUAUACUCCUGGACAGCAGCUGCUGUUUGUGACUAAUGUCCUUAAUGUAUCCCGUCUCUUGUUGCUGGCAAGAAAGAAUCACUCCAUCUCUGUCUCCCCAGCUUUUAUGCCAGCAUAACAGCAAUAGAAAAAGGUCCUAAUUAAUGAUGACAGCAGCAACUGAGAUUGUGGGCCCUUUGUUGCACAUUAGCAGCCAUAACUGUGGUUCUAGAUUUCAGCUAACAGUUUGUUCUUGGCAUCUCGAUCACAACACUAUUAAAAACUAUCACGUAGUAACAAAUGGGAAGAUUGACAGAAAGGUCAACCACAACAACAUAUACACAACUAGCCAAUAAAAGUGGAAGGAAUCUUUAGCUGAAAGAUUUAAAUGCACAUGUCCACAUUCUCCCCACUACUUAUUAAACUCUCAACCUUAGCACCUCUGGCAUGCAAGGUCCAAGAGGUUUCACCAUUGGAAGUUCUUCCAGGGAGAAACAGGACCAUAAGCAGCAGCUUAGUUUUCCUACAUGGUAUCAGCAUUACUAUGGAAACCUGUGUUUUCUGUAAUGCCAUAAUAUAAUAAAAAAUUUACUUUUUCAACAUAUAGAAUUUAAAUAUGGAAACUCAGAAUGGUGUGAAGAUGAUGAAUUGAAUGUUCUUACGUUCGAGGAUCUCCUCCAUUUUUCAUAUCAAGUUGCAAAAGGAAUGGAAUUUCUUGAAUCAAAAAUGGUAUGUAUUAGAAUAACUGCACAAAAAAAACCCUACUUUUGAACUUUAAUGAACUAGUGAUUAGUUUUGGGAACUGCCCAUCCUGUAAAAUGAGUCAUCAUGAUGCUUUUUAUAGUUGGCUAAAAAUAGUUGUCUCAAUCUGUUGCACGUUAUUAAGUAUUUGUAAUGAAAACAUCAAGUCAAUUAGUGAAAAAACAAAACAUAAGUCCGUGAACCUUUGUACAACGAUGAAAUGGCUUUGUUUACUGUUUACCCUAAUAUCAGUUCUGUACUCUAUUUACAUAUUUUAAUUCCCGUUCCUCUUGGAUGUCCUGCUUUAAUCAUCCUCGGAAUGCAUACAAUAAAAAUAGCAUUUCUGUAUUUUUUUAUGUAUGGAAUAGGUCAGUGCAGUUAAACAGUUAUUAUUUUAUGUUUAUUCUCAUAAAUGUAACCAUGUUUUUGUGUCCUAGUUUAAAAGGUAAUUGGGUCUUACUCUUUACUUUUUAAAUAAUACAUUAUUUUUCUCCUUCAUAGAUUAGUUUUAGUUUAAUCUAAUUAUGCAGGCCUACCAUGGUCCUAGAGAUAAUCAUAAAGUGACCUGAAUAUAAAUUCCUGCUCCUUCUCAAGUACCAUUUAUCGGGGUUUGACGGGUAGUGAAGAUGUAGCAUAUUUUAUGUUUUACUCAAAGCACCAUGACCACUUCAGUGAUUUCAGUAUAAAACACAGCACAUACUGACUUAACCGCUUUGCUGUCAGAGGUGUAACUACACCUCCAGCAGGGUCAUUGGGCUGUCAUUAGCCAGCCUGAGCAAGACACACAGGCUGGGUAAUGCCGUUUGUGUGGUUCAGUGGUCAGCUUAUGCUCCAAUAAAUGGUGAUUGGAUCUUGUUCUGGCUUUGGCAACUCUGCUGAGGCUGGAAGUCAGUGUCAGCAGAGCCGCACGGAGGUCAUAAACCUGGUGGGGCAAUCCGUUGCUAAAUGGUUUGCCCCAUUACUUUGAAACAGUCCAGGAUACUACAGCAGGCUAUAGUGGUUAAUAUGGUUGGAGCAACCCUUUAAUAUUAAGUACAUCGAGAUCAAGGAAGAGAGGAUUUUCGCCAUGGGUAAAGAUACAUUUCCAUGUUAGACUAAGGUUAGAUUUGGUUAUUGGGGAUACUGAAUCUUCUGGCAAAUUGGUGCCAAGAUGUAAUUGUACAACUUGUGUUCUGUAUUCUUACAACAGUGGCUGCCUUUACAAUGCUUUGCAGAACAAAAUACGCGACAAUUUGUACCUAUUAAUAGUUCACUGUUCACUCAGUAGAACAUUAUCACACAGUAGAAUCACUGACUCUCAAAGAUGGUGGUAUGUUUUCGUUGCUGGGCAAAUGUAGCAAGAGCCACGAUUGGCUAUUUUUGUCUGAAUUUUGAAAUUCACUUUGAAUUUAUGAUCGUUCUCACAUUAGUGAAUAACCCUGGUAGGGUUAUUCACUGAAGUGAAAAUCCAAAAUCCAAAGUGAAUUACAAAUGUAAGGCCUCAGUAGCCAAACUGGAAGCAUUGCUGACUUAGAGAAUUUUUCUGGAUCACCUAUUUUUAACUUUAAAUAUGAAAUUCACUUUGUAUUCUCACUAUAGUUAAUAAAACGUCCUGUGAAUUGGUAUGAAACAAGUCUUUGGCACCAAAUAUUUUAAAUUCCCAUUCUCUACUUGGUAUUCUUUCUUAUAUAUUUUUCCCAACCACCUCAAUGCUAUGAUUACUUAAAGCCAUAAAAAUAGUUGUAACCUGCUUUGUUUUAUAGUGUAUUCACAGAGACCUGGCUGCCAGGAAUAUUCUCAUAACUAAUGGAAAAUUGGCAAAAAUAUGUGACUUUGGACUCGCUCGAGAUGUGAUGAAUGACCCAAACUAUGUGGUCAAGGGAAAUGUAAGUGACUUUUUAUAUAAUUGAGCUCUUUGUUUUUUGCAUUAGAAUAUGUACUUUACAGUAUUUUUUGAGAAUCUGAAUCAGAAUUAUUUAAUUAGUGCAACUCUCCCAUUUAGCCACUUUAAUUGCUUUUGAUGUGUAUUCACUAAACUUUGAACUUAGAUAAAUCUUAAAUUAAUUCAAAAACACUCUUAAUCACGAAAGUGUGAAUUGUCAGGAAUUCACUUUAAAUAAUUUACUUUUUAUUGACUAAUCCUGUUUUGGCUUUUUCUGGCUCAACCUGGUAGUAAUACUAAUCCUUUUUUUCAUAAAUUUUUACAGUGCAAAUUAUUUCUACACUUUUGUAAAAAAAUAAAUAAAAAAAUGAUGUCUAGUUUGAAGAACCUAUCAACACUUAGAAUGAAGGUUCUAGAAUCACAAAUACAGGCUAUAAAACCAAGAAAUGUGCACGAACCUUAUUAAAAGAACACUGCAAAUACCAUAACCACUGUAGUUAUUGUGUCAAGACUCCCCAUUGUAAGUAGUCAAACUAUUUAAGCCCUUAAGGACACAUGACGGAAAUAUUCCGUCAUGAUUCCCUUUUAUUCCAGAAGUUGUGUCCUUAAUAAUAGAUUGACUUCUUACCUGAAGUCUGUCAGACGCCACUACACACCUUUUCCCGCCUCCACAACACUGUAGAGCCGGAAGCUCCUGCUUAGGAGCUUUCAUUAUGUCUUCUGAGGUACACCCUGCAGUGCAUGAAUAACUCAUCGGCUAAGAGCAUCAGUUGAUCACUCGCAGCCAGUCAGCUAAAUCUUUGCUUCGGUCCACCAUUUUAUCUUCCCAAGUAUCUUUCUCCAGUUACCUUUCCUACUUCACCUUUCUGUCCUCCCUCUUUAUUUUGUCUUCUCCCUGACUCCCUUGUCAUUCAGUCCAGCCAGAGUAAGUUUUGCUUCCAGGAGUUCUAAGCAUGGCUUACACUGUGUAUGUCACAACACACAGUACUAGAGAGCAGCCAGCGGUGGGCAGUGCUUAGAGCUCCUGGAAGUUUCUUUGUAGCUGGACUGCAUGGGAAGGACCUCUAACUGUUCUCCCGCCAGCACUCUGACAGGACAGGAGGUAAGGAGGGGGAUUUUUACAGGCAGAGUAGGUGCCUCCAUCAAGUAUGUGCUUGUAGACAGGUGGCCUCUUUACUUAAUGGGAAAUAUGUCCCUGGUAUAUAUCUUUAUCACCAGAAUUCCAAAACCACAAGAGUACUAUUGGAACCAGACUUCACAUUAAGUGAUACCUCUGAGGGUAGACGUGCCCACUAUUCAUUUACAUCUCCUCCCCCUUGUGUUAAUUUAUUACUGUAUUACACUACUUUGUGUCUUUUUCUUUCUUUAGAUUAUUUAUAAUAUAUUUUGACUUAUAUAGUGUAUAUUAUUUGGUUCACAAGCUUACUUUUUUUAUAUGUUUUAUAUAUACCCCUCACAUUUUUGUAAAUAUUUUAUUAUAUCUUUUGAUGUGACAACACUGAAGAAAUGACACUAUGCUACAUUGUAAAGAAGUAAGUGUACAGCCUGUAUAACAGUGUAAAUUUACUGUCCCCUCAAAAUAUCUCAACACACAGGCAUUAAUGUCUAAACCGUUGGCAACAAAAGUGAGUAAACAACUAAGUGGAAAUGUCCAAAUUGGGUCCAAUUAGCCAUUUUCCCUCCCAGGUGUCAUGUGACUCAGUGUUACAAGGUAUCAGGUGUGAAUGGAGAGCAGAUAUGUUAAAUUUGGUGUUAUCGCUCUCACACUCUCUCAUACUGGUCGCUGGAAGUUCAACAUGGCAGCUCAUGGCAAAGAACUCUCUGAGGAUCUGAAAAAAAGAAUUGUUGCUCUACAUAAAGAUGGCCUAGGCUAUAAAUAGAUUGCCAAGACCCUGAAACUGACCUGCAGCAUUUGUGGGCAAGACCAUACAGCGGUUUCACAGGACAGGUUCCACUCAGAUCAGGCCUCGCCAUGGUCGAACAAAGAAGUUAAGUGCACAUGCUCAGAGUCAUAUCCAGAGGUUGUCUUUGGGAAAUAGAUGUAUGAGUGCUGCCAGCAUUGUUGCAGAGGUUGAAGGGGUGGGGGGUCAGCCCGUCAGUGCUCAGACCAUACGCCGCACACUGCAUCAAAUUGGUCUGCAUGGCUGUUAUCCCAGAAGGAAUCCUCUUCUAAAGAUAAUGCACAAGAAAGUCCGCAAACAGUUUGCUGAAGACAAGCAGACUAAGGACAUGGAUUACUGGAACCCUGUCCUGUGGUCCGAGGAGACCAAGAUAAACUUAUUUGGUUCAGAUGGUGUCAAGCGUGUGUGGUGGCAACCAGGUGAGGAGUACAAAUACAAGUGUGUCUUGCCUACAGUCAAGCAUGGUGGUGGGAGUGUCAUGGUCUGGGUCUGCAUGAGUGCUGCUGGCACUGGGAAGCUACAGUUCAUUGAGGGAACCAUGAAUGUCAACAUGUACUGUGACAUACUGAAUCAGAGCAUGAUCCCCUCCCUCCGGAGACUGGGCCGCAGGGCUGUAUUCCAACAUGACAUGACCCCAAACACACCUCCGAGAUGACCACUGCCUUGCUAAAGAAGCUGAAGGUAAAGGUGAUGGACUGGCCAAGCAUGUAUCCAGACCUAAACGCUAUUGAGCAUCUGUGGGGCAUUCUCAAAUGGAAGGUGGGGGAGCGCAAGCUCUCUGACAUCCACCAGCUCCGUGAUAUCGUCAUGGAGGAGUGGAAGAGGACUCCGGUGGCAACAUGUGAAGCUCUGGUGAACUCCAUGCCCAUGAGGGUUAAGGCAGUGCGGGAAAAUAAUGGUGGCCACACAAAAUAUUGACACUUUGGACAUUUCCACUUAGGGGUGUACUCACUUUUGUUGCCACCGGUUUAGACAUUAAUGGAUGUGUGUUGAGUUAUUUUGAGGGGGCAGAAAAUUAACACUGCUAUACAGGCUGUACACUUACUACUUUACAUUGUGACAGAGUGUCAUUUCUUUAGUGUUGUCACAUGAAAAGAUAUAAUAAAAUAUUUACAAAAAUGUGAGGGGUAUAUAUAAAACAUAUAAAAAAGUAAGCUUUGUGAACCAAAUAAUCUACACUGUGUACUCACUUUGGUGAGAUACUGUAUACAUAUAGCAGUGUAUAUGUAUGUGUAUAUAUAUAUAUAUAAAGGUAAGAAGCUCUGGUUGCUGGAACAUAAAUAAGGAAAGAUACCGACACUCCAAGGAUUUUUCAUUUAGAAAUUCUUCUUUUAUUGAGAAAAAAUCAUCGACAUUUCAGCUCCCCUAAGGAGCUUUCAUCAGGACACAUGAAUGAAAGCUCCUUAGGGGAGCUGAAACGUCGAUGAUUUUUUCUUAAUAAAAGAAGAAUUUCUGAAUGAAAAAUCCUUGAAGUGCCGGUAUCUUUCCUUAUUUAUAUAUAUAUAUAUAUAUAUAUAUAUAUACACACACUAUAUCUAUUCAAUAGCAAACCAGUAACCUAUCUCAUGCUGAUGAUGCUGAAACAGCUGUCCAUGAGUGGUUCACUGGCUUUGCAUCUUUUCCUAAGUUGUGUUUCAAAGCUGUUGUAUACAGCAAACACAGACUCAAAGGAACCCAUGUUUAAAAUGGAAUGAGGCAAAAAUGUGAUUCUUUGUUAAACUAAUUUGCAUAUGUCCACCCAGAAUCCUUUGUGGUAGUAACAUCACUGCAGAUUUGUGAUUUCUGUGGGAAAAGCAAGUCUUAUGACUUGACUGGUGUGCAGAUUCUUGUUUAACAUUGUAUUAACUAUAUAUAUAUAUAUAUAUAUAUAUAUAUAUAUUUGUAUUCAGGGCAUUCUCAUAUGAUAUAGAAUAAGAUGGGUUGUAGAGAUGUAGCUUUAGGAAUAAUCAGUUGACAUGUGCCGAAACCGACGUAUGCUGUAGGCCGGUAAAAAGUGGGCUUACAUAGAGGAAAUAUGAACAAUGGGAGUGGAGGGUGGGUCUAUUCGUCUGACCAACAAAGGUAUGUAGGGAAAGGGGGGAAUCCCUAUUAUAGGUCUAUAGCCCCUCCCACAACUUCAGGCCAUGCCUUCCAAUUUGUGUUCGGGGCAUUCUCAUAUGAUAUAGAAUAAGACAGGUUGUAGAGAUGUAGCGUUAGGAAUAAUCGGUUGAGGUAUGCUGUAGGCCGGUAAAAAGUGGGCAAAAAGAGACAUAUUAAUGCAAAACAUUAUACAGGAUCAUAGUGCAUUUGUUAACCAUCAGGUAGACAUUUUAAUGAAAGCUUCCAAUUCCUGAAUCGGCUGUGGUAUGUAAGUCGCAUAAGCCUAUGAUGCCCAGCGGCCCUGUGUCUUAACGUGUGCGGGGAUGUCUUGGCUACAGGCCGAGGAGGCUGCUCCUAUCCUAAAGGAGUGCCCUGAGUAGUCGCUAGGGUUUAGUUCGAGCCUGGUGAAUGAGUAGGUGGACCUGUGGUAAGGACAGUAUCGUACAGUGACAGUAAUGGUUCAGUGUUGCGUAUGGUGGCAUGCCCAAGAACGUAACCAGUACCUUAACCGGGCACCCAGCAUUGCUUGUAAGGUAGUAGGUUAUAUGCACUGGCUCGCUCAUCUGACUCCUCUUAGUUUUAGGAAGGGACCAGACAUAGUGGUCUGUAUGUUUUAGAAGAUAAGAGGUAAACAGGCACUCUUGUUUAUGAUGUUGGCCGCUGAUAGUGAGUUAUUUUUUGGCCUGAGAAAGCUGUUAAAGGCUAGCUAGGUAGCAGUUUUGAUAACUGCAUUGGUGCGUAGCUCGGAAGGUACAUGGUUGAGUGGUUCUGACAUGGCUUGAACAUUGUAUGUCUAUGGCCAGUAUUUAGUUUUAGCGGGAACAUCCGCUUGGCUAUGUCUCUAAGCAAGGUAUGGAUGGGGUAGGAGGAUAGGAACCCUUGUUGUUUGGGAAGGAGAAAUACGUAUAGUGUUGAAUGGCCGUGAGAUAAGUUUAACUGUGUUGUGCGAGAAUUUUUAACUUAAGGUGGCAAAAAGAGGCGAAGGCCAUAAGUGGUGAAACCUCAAACCAGCUAUCUAAGUGAUGGUCCGACAUGAAACGUAUUGUAUAAGUGGAAAACCCUGUAGCAAGCGUGUUGAGUGCAGGUGGACAAGGCCAGUUUUGUCAGAGCCGGGCUAUGUUGGCGAGAUUCAUGUAAUCCAUGACCUUGACCAUAAAUGACCCCCCUGCCAUGGCGGCUGUCACGGCAGCUGCCACAAUAGUUUACCAUUACGUGUGGUUAAGAACGUCCACCAUAUGUGUAGGUCUGCCGUGGCUUGGUUGUCUAGGGACAGCCCAUGAUCAUCAUGCAGGAGUGUGGAAAAAGCAAAGUGGUCUUAGAUGAAAGCGCGGCCUGCGGUAUGAUGCGCAUAGCAAAAUUUAAGGAACCUGGUAGGGAUUGUAGUUCCAUGCGGUUGCAAGUACCAAGCAGGAGGUGGGAAUUGGUGUUGUUGCAACUGUUCCUAUUUCUCACAUGGUAACUUGUUGGCAUGGAUGCCGAGUCAAGUUGUAUGCCCAGAAAUGUAACAAUAGUGUCUGGGUCUUCUGUGUCCUUAGGGAAUACUGGGACACCCAAGUGUUCAGACAUACUAAUGGCUUCCUUGAAGCUUCUAGAAUGGAAGGCGUUCCCUUUGACCAACAAGAAAUCAUCUUGUGAGUGUAUGACUGUGGGGCAUCUGGAUAUGUUUAACCACAACCAGCAAAGAGUUCAACGAAUAUAUUGAAGAUUGUGGGCUUCUCUUGAACCGAAAGUUAAACGGGAGAAGAAAUAUAUAACUGCUUCCCAUAAAUGCCCUGUAAGUGCCAGUGUAGGGUGGAUGGUGGUAGUCUGAAAUGCGUUUGUGAAAUCAGUUUUACUUAACCAGGCUUCCCCACCUGCUUGAGUGAUAGCUGUAAUGGUAUGAACAAUGGUGGCAUACUGUAAUGAAAACUCCUCGGAGGGUAUGAGGGAGUUGAGACUUGUGGUAGCCGAGGUGUGAGGUGCAGAUAAGUCUAUGAUCAGUUACAGUGUGAGGGAAGAUUCCCUGUGACAAUCCCAAUGGGAUUGCGCCACGCUGUAAAUGGUGUAGAUCGGAGAAGCCCAGGUAGAAAUCUUCCUGCCAUUUCUUGGGUCAUGAGUGUAAUGCCAGCUGUUGGAUGCUGCUGUGAUGACUGCAAGUUAGGGCAUUCUAGAUUCCCCUAAAAGUAUAUGGCAAUACCUGCACGGAAGGCCUUUAAAAUUCAGAGAUUAGGAAAUCAACUAAAUGUCUGGAAGGGUAGAAAGUUAGAAAGUACUGGAAAUGCAUAAUGUUUACAGACGUGAAGUAAGGUUCAGGGUACAUUUAUUGGGACACAUGGUUUUGCAUGUGCCCUGACAUAUUGAGAACAUAUCUGCAACAAUCUGCAUGCACUGAAACUACAUGUGCCAACAUGGAAAUUGUUGCAAAUCUGGCAUUUGCCAAAGAGAAUGAGAUGAUCCAAUUUGUCUCUGGUAGUUCUCUAUGUACUACCAGAGGUGCUAGAGCUUGGAGCCUGAAACGUGAUUGUCCGCUGUGUUGGGACAAAAAUUGUCGUGUGGGACUAGCAACAUCUUCUCCAAGUGAAAGUGUGUUGACUCUAGCUGGAGUGUUAGGUAGAGAGAAAUCCUUACCGCCUGCUUGAUACAUACUAAAAAACAUGUGAUUUUUGUGGCCACCAAACAUAGUGGCAGGAUGUUGGCCUCUCGGUGACUGUAACCAGAAAAAAGGGGAAGGGAGUGACAGGUGAGGUCCUCUCUAUAUACCAUGCGAGGUGGCUAGCUCACGAGUGACCCGAUGGGUGUUUGCCUCCGAGCGUUGAGGCGGGGUGUUGACCUCGUGGGACCACUAUACGACAGGCGUAGAUGCCAAGAAAGGAGAAUACCUAUUGGAAACCUAUAGUCCCUAAUUGCCAGUACGCUAAACAGAACAGAAACAGAAAAUCUAUGUAUAUACCACAUGAGCAGGUGUAUGUAUCAGGUAGUAUGAUUAGAUACCCUUACUGGUCGUUAGGGUUAUUAAUACCUGUAUCCCAGACGGGUAAAACAAUGUAUGAAAAUUGAAUAUAGACAUUUAAAAGUGUAUACCCAUAUGUGUGUUAUGCAAGUUUAAUAGAGCAAAGUGCUCCGUCCCAAUGUUUAUUGUAUGCUUGUAAUGCCCCUGUUUGAAGGAAAUUAACUUGUCGGGAGUGUUAUAUCAUGUGUGAUAUGGAAUACUACUGUACCCCGAAACCAUGACUGGCAGCUGAAUAACCUAAUAUGUGAAAAUACGUAAUUGGAAGGACUUAUAUUUUAAGCGUGCAAACAUGCAAAUAUUCCGUAUUAGACUCUGGAAUCCUGCAUAGUACUAUAAAUAGUAUGUGCAUUCUUGGGUAAAUGUAUGUGUAUUGUCAGUAAAUGUAACUAAAUGCCUAUGUAGGCUGGUAUGCAGGAAUGAUUAUAUCAUAGCAAGCAUGAGUUGUAAGGAAGUGUUAUUGUGUAAUUAUAAUUAUAGUGGGAAUGUUAUGAGGGGAAUAACCAUAUGUCUGAAACGCCUGUAGUAUACCGUUUGACAGAUAGGAGUCAGUAUAAAAGCGAAAUGCUGUAGUUAGUUUGGUUGCUUAUGAAGUGAAAUAAAGUCUGAGAAGCCUGUAGUAUACCGAUUGACCGGUAGGGGUCAGUGUGUAGAUGAAAAUGCAGUGGUUUAUUGGUUUGUACAUGAAAUCCAAAAAACGUCUAAGAAGCCUGUAGUGUACGAAUGACCGAUAGGGGUCAGUGUGUAGGUGAAAAAUGCACUGGUUCGUUGGUUUGUACAUGAAAUGCAAUAAUGUCUGAGAAGCCUGUAGUACACCGAAUGACCGGUAGGGGUCAGUGUGUAGGCGAAAAAUUUCAUUUCGUUUGUAAUUUUAAUGGAACAGAUUUUAACCCAACAGAUUUUAAACAACAGAUUUUACAGCUAGGUGAGUAUAAGGUAACAAAAUAACCGUGCAAAACGAAAGGAAACCGUAAAGUGAGGACCCGUGCUGUGCUGAACGCCGUGGGAACUAAUCCUGGCGCGACAGGUGGGUCAACUUACAGUUUGAGAGUCCCUGAGACACCAUAUGCAAUGCUAACUGGAGAGAAAGCCACUGGAUUAACGGAAAGCCCUGCUGCAAGAUUCCUGGACACAGCUUGGAGUAGGAGACCUCAUGGAGCAGAGCUGAAACCAAAAUGGCGUCUUGUAUUACCUGGAAGUGGAUCUCAUGCAAAUGCUGACCUUGAACAGUCUAUUCGUCUGACCAACAAGGGUAAGUAAGGGAAUCCCUUUUAUAGGUCUAAUACCCUUCCCACAACUUCAGGCCAUGCCUUCCAAUAUAUAUAUAUAUUUUUUGUCAUAUAUUAACAGGCUUAUUGACUAAUGUGAUUAUUUCCAGGAAUUCAAGGUGAAUUUCUAAAUAUAGGUAAAAAUAGCCAAAUUGGAAACAAAAUAGACUUGGGGAAUUGUUCCAGUUCAGAUAUUUUGGUCUAUAUUUUGAAAUUGACUUUGAAUUGCUGACAAUUCUCACUUUAGUGUAUAACCCUCUAUAUCAUUAAGCACACUGUGUAUGUUUAACUCAGAUCAAUAUUUCCAUGUUUUGUGUAGGCUCGGUUACCUGUAAAAUGGAUGGCUCCAGAAAGCAUAUUUGAAGGAAUAUACACCAUUAAAAGUGAUGUGUGGUCCUACGGCAUAUUACUGUGGGAGAUCUUUUCUCUUGGUGAGGAUGGUGCGAUGGCAAGAGGGGAUAUUUAUGCAGUUUGUAGUUACAGUUUUAAAAUAGACUUCUUUUCUUUUACGUUAGGCAUCAACCCAUAUCCAGGUAUCCCAGUAAAUGCCAACUUUUACAAGCUCUUGCAAAGUGGAUUUAAAAUGGACCAACCCUUCUAUUGCACCGAUGAAAUGUAAGUGUGUAGGAACAAAUCAGGUCCAGAAUAGGAGACUGCCCUCCGUUCACCACCCAAUGGGUAACACGAAGACAUCUUCCUAAAUUAAUAUGGAUUUUUUUUCCCACCAAGACAUUUCAUUGUUUUAAAUGAGACAGAAUGUAGAUAACAGUUGUUGGGGUUACAAUUAAAAUUACCUUAAGGAGAUUUACAGAAGACAAAUAUACUAACUAAAAUGACAAAAUAAAACUAAAUCAAUAACAUUUUCAAGUUCAUAUAUUAUAUUAACAUUUCACAUUAAUAACAAUAUCAAUAACAUCAAAAUGGUCAGUUCCAAAUAACGCCCUUGAAAACCUGUUAUGAAAUAUAUUUCCUUAUGUUCUAUCUGGAAGUAACCCAUGAGGGCUCUUGCAAAGAAGAUCAGUGAGUGAAUUGAAAUGUUUUGUAAAUAAGUCUAAAGAUUUUAUGUAUGGCUCACAAGAAUUAAAAAACUGAGAAACCAUUUGUUCCCAAUGCUGGGCAGCCUUGACCCAAUCCAAUUUGGAAAGACAUAACCCCAAGGUAAGUCUGUCUGGUGAAAUUCAGGUGUGGGUGAUGGUCUUCCUGCCAUGCCCGCCCAUGUUUUAGACACAUUGAAGAGUCUAUCAAACUAAGUCCAAGUUGGGAAUCUGGAUCCAAGUGUGCAUAUAAUGUGGUCCACCGAUGCAUCUCCUGUUAUAUAAGGUGAUAUAUUUCCAUUGGUGGAAAUAAAGAGGAAAUUGUGUCUAUUUGUAAAUGGGGCAUGUUAGGUUAGAUUAUUCUUAUGCAGCCAUACUGUAUUCUAGUAGAGUAAAGAGAUUGGGAAGGAUUACACACUAAAGAGUAUAACGAGUCCUUGUCUUGUAAAUGAGGUCUAACUGAAUAAAUAGAAUUUUGAUUUUGUAAAUAAGCAAUAAGGGGAUUGGAGUGCAGGGAAUGUGUCAAGUAUGUAUUUGUAAGGUGUAAAAUGUAAAAUUAAACAUAGAACUAGCGCCUCUCUAUCCUGCAACUGGACGAUUCAAUCUUUGACCCCUGUCAAUAAAUCACUGCUUGAAGCUCUGUCCUUUGUACAUGGCAGUCUGCAUAGAAAAGGUAUACGGAGAAGAGUAGAAAGUAAACAAUCUGGGAGGUUUAUCAAAGUGUUGCAAACAGUUUUGCAUCUUUUUGGAAGCUUUUUAAACUCAAUUUAUGUUUUUUACAUUUGUACCUUUUUGAACAUUUUAAUAACAUAGGGCACAAAAAUAAGAAAACAAAAAAAAGAAAAAAGCCAGAAAGGGGAAAAGAGGAAAAACCAUUAAAAUGGCAUUCUAUGUAUAAAAAAAAACUAAAUUAAAAAAAAGAAAUCACAUUUAUCAUACCAUUAUUUUUUCCAUCAGAAAACUGUUUUCCUUCCGCUUUUUUUUGGUGAAUUGGUGACAUUUGGACAGAGACAAACUGACACUUUAGAUCAUUAUAGAAGAAUUUAAUAAAAAAUAUUCCCAGAUCCCAAGAAAGAUCAAAUUUUUGCAUGUGCCUUUAAAAAGAAACAAACGGGAUAUAUGUGUUUAUUAACUAAUUUCUCCAAGAAGAAGUUUUAAGUAAUCAACUUGCUUGUAAAUAUAUGUUUUUGUAGAUUCCUAUUUUAAGGUCUGUUUUCCCCACAGAUAUUUCCUGAUGCAAUCCUGCUGGGCUUUUGAUUCUAGGAAAAGACCAUUUUUCCCACAGCUUGUUUCCUUUCUAGGAUAUCAGAUCUCGAAUACAGAAGCCAUGGUAUGUAAAAAUGUUGUAAGGAAUGAAAAAUAAAUGAUAGUGACUUUACUACCCACAACACAGAACCAGUGCCAGGGAUAGGCAACCUUGGGUACUCCAGAUGUUGUGGACUACAUCCCCCAUAAUGCUCUUACACCUAUAAUGUUGGCAAAGCAUCUCAUGGAAGGUGUAGUCCAAAACAUCUGCAGUGCCAAAUGUUGCCUAUGCCUGACUAGUCACCAGGGCCAGACUGGCCCACUGGGAUACCGGGAAAUUUCCUGGUGGUCCGUCGGCACCUGGGACUUCUGGGUGUGCUGGCGGCCGCUGAAGGAGCAGGGAUGGCGGCCGCUGGAGGAGCUGUUCUGGUGGCCGCAGGGGAAGCUGUGCUGUAUCUGCUCCCCAGCGCGCCAGUAUGUGUGUGUCUGUCUGUUUGUCUGUCUGUCAUGGUGUGUGUGUGUGUGUGUGUGUCUGUCUGUCAUCGUGUGUGUGUGUGUUUGUCUGUCAUGGUAUGUGUCUGUCUGUCAUGGUGUGUGUCUGUGUCAUGGUCUGUCUGUCUGUCAUGGUGUGGGUGUGUUUGUGUCAUGGUGUGUGUGUGUGUGUCUGUCUGUCAUGGUGUGUGUGUCUUUGUCAUGGUCUGUCUGUGUCAUGGUCUGUCUGUGUCAUGGUGUGUGUCUGUCUGCAUCAUGGUGUGUGUCUGUCUGUCAUGGUGUGCGUGUUUGUGUCUGUGUCAUGUUGUGUUUGUGUCUGUAUCAUGGUGUCAGCGUCUGUCUGUGUGUCUGUCAUGGUGUGUGUGUGUCUGUCAUGGUGUGUGUGUGUGUCUGUCAUGGUGAAUGUGUGUGUCUGGGUGUGUUUUAAAAAUAAGUGUUUUUACUCACCUUUUUUUUUUCCCCACGCCAUGCUGGUCUCCCCUCAACUGGCCCUGCCUCUAUGGCUGAGAUCAUCAAGCUUGCCAUAGGAUUGGCUGCAAAACGCUACACCAAAUCUCUACCAAUCUCUAUGGGGAAUCUUCAGCGGCUCCAGAGUGUGGGGGCCCUGAAUGUAGGUGCUGCAUACUGUGCAGCACUGACACUGGAAGCACCUCUAGUGACCAUCUGAGUGACUGUCACAAGAGGUGUCACUAGGAAGCAAUGUAAACUCUGCCUUUUCUCUGAAAAGUCAUUGUUUACAAUGAAAGCCUGCAGGGACAGGCUAUAGACCCCAGAACCACUACAUUAAGCUAUGUGUCCAAUUUCCUUCUUCUCUCCCUCCCUCUCCAAUUUCCUUCUUUUCCCCCUCCCUCUCCAAUUUCCUUCUUCUCCCCCUCCAAUUUCCUUCUUCUCCCCCUCCCUCUCCAACUUCCUUCUUCUCCCCCCUCCAAUUUCCUUCUUCUCCCCCUCUCCAAUUUCCUUCUUCUCCCCCUCCCUCUCCAAUGUCCUUCUCCCCUUCCCUCUCAUUGCCUUCUCCCCCCUCCAAUUUCCUUCCCCCCUCCCCUUCCUCUCCCCCCUCAUAUUUCCUUCCUCUACCCCCUCCCUCAAAUUUCCUUCUUCUCCCCCCCUUUCUCUCCCCCCUCCAAUGUCCUUCUUCUCCCCCCUCCAGCUUCCCUUCUUCUCCCCCUCCUCUCCCCUUCCUCUCAUUGCCUUCUCCCCCAAAAAUUUCCUUCUAUCUCCCCCCCCUCAAAAUUUCCUUCCUCUCCCCCCUCCCCUUCCCUCUCCCCUCACCUCAAAAUUUCCUUCCUCUCCCCCCUCAAAUUUUUUUCCUCCCCCCCUCAAAUUUCCUUCCUCUCCCCCCCUCCCUUAAAUUUAUUUUACCGUUGCGGUUGUCAUGCCCUGAUGGCGGCCCUGUGUGUGCGCGCCUGCUAGUGAGGGAGCUUGCUUGCAUGUGUGUGUGUGUGUGUGUGUCUGCUAGUGAGUGAGCUUGUGUUUUUAUGUCAAUGAGCUUAUGUAUAUCAGUGAGAUUGUUUGUCUAUGAGGCUGUGUAUCAAUGAGCUUGUGUGUGUCAGUGAGAUUGUCUGUGUCUGCACGUGAGUAUGCUUACUGUAUACUUAAUCGUUUUACUCUGAAAGGACCAAUAUUUUAUAUUAGAAAAAGCAAUAUAUAUUUGAGAUAUAUGUAUUACUCAAUCAUCUGGGGUAGCAAGACAUAGCCUUACAUAUAACAUGCGACAAUAUAAGGCGCAUUGACUUAUGGGGCUGACAUAUAUUUUUUUCCAGGGCUGCUUUGUAUCCCCAGUCCGGCCCUGCUAGGCACUGCAAGGCAGCAAGAAAUCUUACAAUCUUAAAUCUUACACGAAAGUAAGAAUUUCCUCCCCAGAAUUGUAGUGACUCCCCCACAACAACUGUUACACAUCUCUCCAUAUAGUGUGGGAUUGAAAUAAUGCCCCAUGUGUAGCAUACCACAUUACAGUACAAUAUGUAAAACAUUCCUCUAAAGAAUAACAUUUAAAAUUAACAUUUCUGUUAUUUAUAUUUUUUCAUUGUUUCCCACAUUCUAAUACAAUGUAGCAUUGAGUACCACUUACCAUCUCUAUAUAACACCAGGGCGUAGAUCUGAAAGCAAGACUUAAUAGAUUUUCCCCUCUCUCAUAAACAGGUUUAUCAAAAUCUGGAUAAAAGCAGAGAAAGCAAUAUUCAGAAGAGAAACAGCUCAAACAAAGUCGCCUCCAGUUUUUCAGAUGAAGGCUCAACUCUUAUUUAGCGAGGAACGCGGAACCUGCUUUUGUGAUUUAAUUAUGUAAUUAUGUCUGAGAUGUUCCUAGUUAGAUGAACUGACAGAUGCUGGUUCUUCGUUAUUAUUUUACAGCUGAAAAUAGAAUUGACCUUGUAUGGAUUAUCCAUGGUUAUUGUCUGGCUCAGCUUUUAGCAUAUAUAUUGUCAAUAUUGAAACAUUCUAGUGCCAGAUGUUUGUGCAAUUCCUCAAGUGUGUCAAAUGCGUGACACCCACAUUAUAAAAAGGGACACACUAGACACGAUAACCAGGUUCAUUUAAGUUUUUAUGGUGCCCUCAUUUAGUGUUAAAACACUCCAAAACAGUUCAAUAUUGAGCCAAAGGAUAGUGCCAGGGGACUCAAAACACCAUAACUAAUCCAGUGAGAUGAAGUGAUUAUGGUGCAUUGAAUGUUCCUUUAAUCAAACUGAAUUCAGGGAUGAACAUGAACAAUAUAUAUGGCAAAAUACAUGGCUCCGUUUUUAAAAGCUAAUCACUUAUUUUACGGGGUUUUUUUUUUUUUUUUAGAGACAGUGUUAGCGUCUUUUUAUUAAUGUUAUAGUGCUAGAAAUAUACUGUAUACUACAGAAUGCAUUUUCAAGAUGGUCACAUAUAGAAAAAUAGCUUCAGAAAAAAAUGUAUGUGCUUUAUUGUAAAAUUGUUGUAGAUUUAAGAUAGAUCAUAUAUAGGAGCCCAGUAGGUGAAUACAGUAUUAUGAUGUCUGAUAUUUACUAUGUGAUUCAAAGGGCAUAAUAUGCAGGAUGCAACCACUAUGUUAAUGCAUUGCAUAUUAUAGAUAGAUAGCUAUACACAUAUACUUUGAUAGGUAUAUACAUAUACUUUGAUAGCUAUACACAUAUACUUUGAUAGGUAUAUACAUAUACUUUGUCUUUGUUAAUUUGCUUCUUUUUAUCGAGAUGUUUGAUCAAAGAACUUCUGGCUGUCUGUAGUGGAGAUGGGGAGCUGCAUCCAACCAACCACAAGCAAAAAGUCAAACUUUUAUCAAAUGGCUUGACUAGUUACAAUAGGAAGCACUAUGGCGCUUCUGGUACUAUAACAUCAACAGCAUGCUGUAGUGGUUAUGGUACAUUGAGUGUUCCUUUAAGACUAAUUUAGCUUAGUUGUUACUAGCCAAGUUAGGGAACUGCUUCAAAUCUAAAAUGUUUGCCUAAAUGUUACCAUUCUGAUCAUUAUAUUUAAAAGUUUAGUAAAUAAACUCUGAUGUUUUGUAAUAAAAUUAGAUUGUGAACACCGAGAUUGAAACUGGUUGAGCUACUUUAAGGGGUAUAAUAAAAGUAGAGUUUAACACAUAUUGGGUAUAUUGGGAAAUUUACAUAAUUCCAAAUACCGAAUACAUUUUGAUUAAAAUCUAGCCAUGGGACCUAAGUAAAGAGCCCAAACAGAAAUGGAUAAUCUUAACCCAAUAUGCAGAGCGCCCUUUACUCAAUGGAACCCGUUUAUGCAAGAAUUAAUGUAGGGUAUUCUAGUGACUGGGAGAUUUUAAUGAAUAUAGUUAAUAUUUUGUGUUUUAUUUUGUGUGGUUAUAAGCUGACCUUUCCAGCUGAUUUUAUAAGCUAUUGAAGUGUGAUAAGCUAUUUUAAUAUAUGUAUUUUGUUGACUUUUUUUAACUUCAAGGGGAUAAACCUACUAACGCAUGUGUUCUCUAAUUUGCAAGUGUGAGACAGAGAGGAUUUGUAUAUAAUGGGUUAAUAAUCCAUCAAAGAGUUCUUGAGCUAUAAACCGCUAGAUCAGGCUUAGGCAACCUUCGGCACUCCAGCUGUCUUGGCUAAACCUCCCAUGAUGCUUUGCCUAUAUUAUGGGUGUAAGAGCAUUAUGGGGGAUGUAGUUCACAACAUCUGGAGUGACAAAGGUUGCCUAUACCUGCGCUAGACCAAAGUUUGUCACCAGAAACAACAGAAUGCACAGUUUGCACUUAUAUACUUUUUCUAUUACGUUGUCAUUAGUGAUGUCCCGAACGGUUCGCCGAACGGUUCGCCGAACGGUUCGCCACGGAUGGCGAACAUAUGCGCUGUUCGGUCCGACCCCCUAUACCAUCAUAGAGUAAACUUUGACCCUGUCCCUCACAGUCAGCAGAC